Messenger RNA from Microtus oregoni (creeping vole), 64995 nucleotides. RefSeq names its product titin-like. Lineage: Eukaryota; Metazoa; Chordata; Mammalia; Rodentia; Cricetidae. The record is from RefSeq and is a predicted model, not a curated record. Bases 1 to 64995 code for a protein of 21664 amino acids. The transcript is spliced from 195 exons. Gene Ontology annotation, molecular function: protein binding.
AUGCUCAUCUUCCAGUCACGUGUCCUAGACUGCCGCAACCCGCCUCACCAAUUUCAACUGUUUUAUUUCGUUAACAGCAGCAAAACGGCCCCUGUGAUCAAGCGGAGAAUUGAGCCCCUGGAGGUGGCUCUGGGUCACCUGGCCAAAUUCACCUGUGAGAUCCAAGGUGCCCCCAACGUCCGGUUCCAGUGGUUCAAAGCCGGCAGAGAGAUCUACGAUAGUGACAAGUGUUCCAUUCGGUCUUCGAAUUACGUCUCCAGCCUGGAAAUCCUGAGGACCCAGGUUGUGGACUGCGGCGAGUACACCUGCAAAGCUUCCAACGAGUAUGGCAGUGUCAGCUGCACGGCCACGCUCACGGUCACAGAGGCCUAUCCACCAACCUUUCUCUCCAGACCCAAGUCCCUUACAGCCUUCGUGGGUAAGACAGCCAAGUUCCUCUGCACAGUGUCAGGGACUCCCGUGAUCGAGACCAUCUGGCAGAAAGACGGCAGUGCCCUUUCACCGUCGCCUACCUGCCGGAUCACGGACGCAGACAACAAACACAGUUUAGAGCUCUCCAACCUUGCCGUUCAGGACAGGGGGGUUUACUCUUGUAAGGCUUCCAACAAAUUUGGAGCCGAUAUCUGCCAGGCAGAGUUGACCAUCAUUGACAAACCCCACUUCAUUAAGGAGUUAGAGACUGUGCAGUCGGCCAUCAAUAAGAAGAUCCACCUCGAGUGCCAAGUAGAUGAAGACAGGAAAGUUACGGUCACGUGGAGCAAGGACGGUCAAAAACUGCCGGCUGGGAAAGAUUACAAGAUCUACUUUGAAGAUAAAAUAGCGUCGCUUGAGAUUCCUCUAGCCAAACUAAAAGAUUCUGGGACCUAUACGUGUACAGCUUCUAAUGAGGCUGGAAGCAGCUCCUCAUCCGCCACAGUCACUGUGAGAGAACCACCGUCCUUCGUGAAGAAGGUCGAUCCCUCUUACUUAAUGCUCCCGGGUGAAUCAGCACGCCUCCAUUGCAAGCUGAAAGGCUCCCCUGUCAUCCAGGUCACCUGGUUCAAGAAUAACAAAGAGCUUAGUGAAAGCAAUACAGUCCGAAUGUCUUUUGUGAACAAUUCUGAGGCGAUCCUCGACAUCACUGAUGUCAAGGUCGACGACAGUGGGACCUAUUCCUGCGAAGCCACCAAUGACGUGGGCAGUGACAGUUGCAGCACGGAAGUAGUUAUCAAAGAACCGCCUUCGUUCAUCAAAGUGCUUGAGCCCGCAGACAUAGUGCGCGGGGCGAAUGCGCUCCUUCAGUGUGAAAUCGCAGGCACGGGGCCCUUUGAAAUUAGCUGGUUUAAAGAUAAGAAGCAAAUUCGAAGUAGUAAAAAGUACAGGGUGUUCGCUCAGAAGUCUUUUGUGUUUCUGGAAAUCGCAUCUUUCAAUAGCGCGGAUGUGGGUGAUUACGAAUGCGUAGUCGCUAACGAAGUUGGAAAGUGUGGCUGCGUCGCGACACACUUACUGAAAGAACCACCAACCUUCGUCAAGAAAGUUGACGAUUUUACAGCCCUAGCAGGACAAACCGUUAUCUUACAAGCUGCCGUGAGAGGCUCAGAACCCAUUUCUGUCACGUGGAUGAAAGGCCAAGAAGUCGUUAAAGAAGACGGGAAAAUUAAAAUGAGCUUUGCUAAUGGAGUUGCAGUGUUGACCAUCCCCGAUGUGCAGAUUAGUCUUGGUGGCAAAUACACAUGCCUGGCCGAAAACGAAGCCGGCAGUCAGACGUCUGUUGGGGAGUUAGUAGUUAAAGAACCUGCCAAAAUCAUCGAGCGAGCCGAACUGAUCCAAGUGACCGCAGGGGACCCAGCCACCCUGGAGUACACGGUGUCAGGCACCCCAGAACUCAAGCCCAAGUGGUACAGAGACGGCAGGCCCUUGGCUGCUAGUAAAAAGUACCGGAUCAGUUUCAAAAAUAACAUUGCCCAGCUGAAAUUUUACUCGGCAGAGCUGCACGAUAGUGGCCAGUACACAUUUGAGAUUUCCAACGAAGUGGGCAGCAGUUCCUGUGAGACCACGUUUACUGUGUUAGAUCGAGACAUCCCUCCGUUUUUCACCAAACCCUUACGUAACGUGGACAGCGUCGUUAGCGGUACCUGCAGGUUAGACUGCAGAAUCGCUGGCUCCCUCCCCAUGAGGGUCUCCUGGUUUAAGGACAGCAAGGAAGUCGCUGCGUCGGACAGAUACCAGAUCGCGUUUGUGGAGGGCACGGCCUCUUUGGAGAUCAGCAGGGUAGACAUGAGCGAUGCAGGGAAUUUCACCUGUCGGGCCACAAACUCCGUGGGGAGCAAAGACAGCAGCGGAGCCCUGAUUGUGCAAGAACCACCCAGCUUUGUAAGUAAGCCAGGGUCUAGGGAUGUCCUGCCUGGGUCAGCAGUCUGCCUGAAGAGCACUUUCCAAGGAUCCACGCCGCUCACCAUCACAUGGUUUAAGGGUGACAAACAGCUGGUGUCUGGCGGAAGCUGCUAUAUCACCAAAGAAGCUCUAGAGAGCUCCCUGGAGCUCUAUGCUGUGAAAACCUCAGAUUCGGGCACAUACACGUGCAAAGUCAGCAACGUUGCCGGCAGUGUGGAGUGCAGUGCAGACGUGUUUGUGAAAGAACCUGCGACGUUUGUGGAAAAGUUAGAGCCCUCACAGCUGCUCAAGAAGGGAGAUGCCACUCAGCUAGCCUGCAGAGUCACGGGCACCCCUCCGAUUAAGAUCACAUGGUUUGCCAAUGACAGAGAGCUGAGAGAGAGCAGCAAGCACAAAAUGUCUUUUGUGGAGUCCACCGCAGUCUUAAGGCUUACAGACGUGGCCAUUGAAGACAGUGGGGAAUACAUGUGUGAAGCCCAAAACGAGGCUGGCAGUGACCACUGCACUAGCAUGGUCAUAGUCAAAGAAUCGCCUUAUUUUACCAAGGAGUUUAAGCCCAUGGAAGUCUUAAAGGAGUACGAUGUCAUGCUACUGGCUGAGGUGGCAGGCACCCCUCCCUUCGAGAUCACUUGGUUCAAAGACAACAUGACCCUGAGGAGUGGUAGGAAAUAUAAAACCUUCAUUCAGGACCAGCUGGUUAGCCUGCAGAUCCUCAAGUUUGUAGGCACAGAUGCGGGUGAAUACCAGUGCCGGGUAACCAACGAGGUGGGCAGCAGCACCUGCAGUGCCAGGGUAACACUAAGAGAACCCCCAUCCUUCAUUAAGAAGAUCGAGACCACCAGCUCCCUCCGUGGAGGCACAGCUGCCUUCCAGGCCACUCUCAAAGGCUCCCUGCCCAUCGCCGUGACUUGGUUGAAAGACAACGAAGAGAUCACGGAAGACGACAGUAUAAGAAUGACGUUUGAGAACAACGUGGCUAGUCUCUACCUGAGUGGCAUCGAAGUCAAGCACGAUGGGAAAUACGUCUGUCAAGCCAAAAACGAUGCAGGCAUCCAGAGGUGUUCUGCUUUGCUCUCAGUCAAAGAACCUGCGACAAUAACAGAGGAGGCCGUGUCCAUAGAUGUCACCCAAGGAGACCCAGCCACUUUGCAAGUUAAAUUUUCAGGGACUAAGGAGAUCAUAGCCAAAUGGUUUAAAGAUGGCCAAGAACUUACCCUGGGUCCGAAAUACAAAAUUAGUGUCACCGACACAGUCUCAAUACUGAAGAUUAUCUCCACAGAGAAGAAAGAUAGUGGAGAAUAUACUUUUGAGGUCCAAAAUGAUGUGGGGAGAAGCAGCUGCAAGGCUAGAAUUAACGUCUUAGAUCUUAUUAUACCUCCCUCGUUCACCAAGAAACUACGGAAAAUGGACAGUAUCAAAGGAUCUUUUAUUGACUUGGAGUGCAUAGUGGCCGGCUCACAUCCCAUCAGCAUCCAGUGGUUCAAAGACGACCAAGAAAUCUCAGCUAGUGACAAAUACAAAUUCUCUUUCCAUGACAACACUGCCUUCUUAGAGAUAAGUCAGCUUGAAGGCACAGAUAGUGGCACGUACUCUUGUUCCGCCACCAACAAGGCAGGCCACAGCCAGUGCAGCGGUCACCUGACCGUCAAAGUCCCAGAACCCCCUUACUUUGUGGAGAAGCCACAGUCACAAGACGUGAAUCCCAGCACGAGGGUUCAGUUGAAGGCUCUUGUGGGUGGCACGACACCCAUGGCAAUAAAGUGGUUCAAAGAUAACAAAGAGCUGUACCCCGGGGCGGCCCGCUCGGUUUGGAAGGACGACACCUCCACCAUUCUGGAGCUCUUUUCAGCCAAGGCUGCCGACUCCGGGACCUACAUUUGCCAGCUGAGCAACGAUGUUGGCACAGCAAGCAGCAAAGCCACCCUCUUUGUGAAAGAACCUCCUCAGUUUAUCAAGAAGCCCAGCCCAGUGUUAGUGCUGAGGAACGGACAGUCAACCACAUUUGAGUGCCAAGUGACAGGCACUCCAGAAAUCAGAGUUUCUUGGUAUCUGGAUGGGAACGAAAUAACAGAUCUUAGGAAAUACGGCAUUUCCUUCGUGGAUGGUUUAGCCACCUUCCAGCUCUCUAAUGCCAGGGUAGACAACAGCGGGACUUACGUCUGUGAGGCUCGAAAUGAUGCGGGCACCGCGAGCUGCAGCGUCGAACUCAAAGUGAAAGAGCCCCCCACCUUUAUCCGGGAGCUGGAGCCUGCGGAGGUAGUGAAGGACAGUGAUGUGGAGCUGGAGUGUGAAGUCAUGGGGACAACGCCCCUCGAAGUCACCUGGCUGAAGAACGGCAAGGAAAUCAGAAGCGGCAAGAAGUACACAAUGUCUGAGAAAAUGUCUGUGUUUUAUCUGCACAUAACCAAGUGUGACCCCUCCGAUGUGGGUGAAUAUCAGUGCAUCAUAGCCAAUGAAGGAGGCAGCUGCUCUUGUAGCGCUCGCGUUGCCUUGAAAGAGCCGCCGUCCUUUAUCAAGAAGAUUGAAAAUGUCACCACCGUCUUGAAGAGCUCGGCUACCUUUCAGAGUACUGUCGCAGGCUCGCCCCCGAUUUCUAUAACUUGGCUGAAGGACGACCAGAUUCUUGAGGAAAGUGACAAUGUCCAUAUUUCAUUUGUGGACAACGUAGCCACGCUUCAAGUCCGGAGUAUAGAUAAUGGCCACAGUGGGCGGUACACAUGCCAAGCCAAGAACGAGUCGGGAGUUGAGAGGUGCUACGCUUUCCUUCUAGUGCAAGAACCUGCUCAAAUCAUAGAGAAAGCUAAGUCAGUUGAUGUUACCGAGAAAGACCCGGUCACCCUGGAGUGUGUGGUAGCCGGAACACCAGAACUCAAAGUCAAAUGGCUUAAAGACGGGAAGCAAAUUGUACCCAGUAGAUACUUCUCAAUGAGCUUUGAAAACAAUGUGGCCAGCUUUAGGAUUCAGUCGGUCAUGAAACAAGACAGUGGGCAGUACACGUUCAAGGUGGAAAAUGACUUCGGAAGCAGUAGCUGCGAUGCCUACCUAAGAGUGUUAGACCAAGAUAUUCCCCCAUCGUUCACCAAAAAGUUAACCAAGAUGGAUAAAGUUCUGGGCUCUUCUAUUCAAAUGGAGUGCAAGGUUUCGGGAUCACUUCCUAUCAGUGCUCAGUGGUUUAAGGAUGGAAAAGAAAUAUCUACAAGUGCAAAAUACAGACUCGUUUGUCACGAGAACACCGUGUCGCUGGAAGUGAGCCCUCUGGAGCUAGAAGACACUGCGAAUUACACCUGCAAGGUGUCCAAUGUGGCAGGAGAUGCUGCCUGCAGUGGCAUCUUAACCGUGAAAGAACCACCAAGCUUCCUAGAGAAACCUGAGCGGCAGCAAGCCAUACCUGACUCUACAGUGGAAUUUAAGGCUGUGCUGAAAGGAACACCGCCAUUCAAAAUUAAGUGGCUCAAGGAUAAUGUGGAACUUGUCUCAGGACCGAAAUGCUUCAUUGGCCUAGAGGGGUCAACGAGCUUCUUAAAUCUCUACUCAGUGGAUGCUUCCAAGACGGGCCAAUAUACUUGCCAAGUUACCAAUGACGUUGGUAGCGACUCUUGCACUACAAUGUUGCUUGUGACAGAACCACCGAAGUUUGUAAAGAAAUUGGAAGCAUCCAAAAUAGUAAAAGCCGGUGACUCCACUCGCCUGGAGUGCAAGAUCACUGGCUCUCCAGAAAUCCGAGUUGUGUGGUACAGAAAUGAGCAUGAACUCACGGCCAGUGACAAGUACCAAAUGACGUUCAUCGACUCGGUGGCAGUCAUACAGAUGAACGGCCUCGGGACAGAGGACAGCGGAGAUUUUAUCCUUGAGGCUCAGAAUCCUGCUGGCAGCACCAGCUGCAGCACCAAGGUUAUAGUAAAAGAGCCACCCGUUUUUAGCAGCUUCCCUCUUGUAGUAGAAACCCUUAAGAACACAGAAGUUAGUCUUGAAUGCGAGCUUUCAGGAACACCGCCGUUUGAGGUGGUGUGGUUUAAAGAUAAGCGCCAACUCCGAAGCAGCAAGAAGUACAAGAUCGCAUCUAAGAAUUUCCACGCCAGCAUCCACAUCCUCAACGUGGAAUCUGCGGACAUCGGCGAGUACCACUGCAAAGCCCAGAAUGAAGUGGGCUCCGACACCUGUGUCUGCGCUAUAAAACUAAAAGAACCACCAAAAUUCAUUUCCAAGCUGAGCAGCCUCACGGUGGUGGCUGGAGAGCCUGCCGAGCUGCAAGCAUCCAUAGAAGGCGCCCAGCCUAUUUCUGUCCAGUGGCUUAAAGAGAAAGAAGUGGUCAGAGAGAGCGAGAACGUUAGAAUUUCGUUCGUGGACAAUGUGGCGACUCUGCAGUUCGCUAAAGCGGAGCCGGCUAACGCUGGGAAGUACAUCUGCCAAGCCAAGAACGACGGUGGAGUGAGGGAGAACAUGGCCACACUGACCGUCUUAGAGCCUGCAGUCAUUGUAGAGAAGGCAGGCUCCAUGACGGUGACUGUGGGAGAAACAUGCACCCUGGAGUGUAAGGUGGCUGGCACUCCCGAGCUCUCUGUGGAGUGGUACAAGGAUGGGAAGCUCUUGACCAGUAGCCAAAAGCACAAAUUCAGCUUCUACAACAAAAUGUCUUCCUUAAAAAUUCUCUCGGUUGACAAGGAAGACGCAGGCACCUACACGUUCCAGGUUCAAAACAACGUCGGGAAAAGCAGCUGCACUGCUGUGGUGGAUGUAUCAGACCGAAUGGUUCCUCCCUCUUUCACACGGAGACUGAAGGAUACCGGUGGGGUCCUGGGCACUUCUUGCGUCUUGGAAUGUAAAGUGGCUGGGUCGUCCCCUAUCUCCAUCGCCUGGUUUCAUGAGAAGACUAAGAUUGUCAGUGGAGCGAAGUACCAGACGACGUUUUCAGAUAACGUCUGCACGUUACAGCUGAACUCUCUGGAUUCAUCGGAUGUGGGCAGUUACACGUGCGUGGCUGCUAACGUGGCCGGCUCUGAUGAGUGUCGUGCCACACUGACUGUACAAGAGCCGCCCUCUUUUGUGAGAGAGCCUGAACCACUGGAAGUCCUUCCGGGCAAAAACGUCACCUUCACAAGCGUCAUCAGAGGAACCCCUCCAUUCAAGGUCGGCUGGUUUAGGGGUGCCAGAGAACUGGUGAAGGGAGACAGGUGCAACAUCUAUUUUGAGGAUACCGUGGCAGAACUGGAAUUAUUUAAUACUGAUGUAUCUCAGAGUGGAGAGUACACCUGUGUGGUUUCUAAUGAUGCUGGCCGGGCAUCCUGCACUACACAUCUCUUUGUGAAAGAGCCAGCCACGUUUGUAAAGAAACUAAGUGACCACUCUGUGGAACCCGGGAAGUCUGUCAUUCUGGAGGGUACCUAUACUGGAACACUUCCAAUUUCUGUCACCUGGAAAAAAGAUGGUAUUGGCAUAACUCCGUCGGAAAGAUGCAGCAUCGUCACCACAGAGAAAACAUGCAUCCUGGAGAUCCUGAGCAGCACAAAGGGGGACGCAGGGCGCUACUCCUGUGAGAUUGAGAACGAGGCAGGAAGGGAUGUUUGCGAAGCUCUGGUGUCUACCUUAGAACCGCCUUAUUUCGUUACGGAAUUAGAGCCUCUGGAGGCGGCAGUUGGAGACUCGGCUUCCUUGCAAUGCCAAGUAGCUGGGACACCAGAAAUUACAGUGUCUUGGUUCAAAGGAGACACCAAGUUAAGGUCAACUCCAGAAUACAGGACCUACUUUACAAACAACGUGGCCACCCUUGUCUUUAACAAAGUGAGCAUCAAUGACGGCGGGGAAUACACAUGCAUGGCGGAAAACAGCAUAGGAACGGCAGCCUCUAAGACGGUCCUCAGAAUUCAAGAGCGCCAGCUCCCACCGUCCUUUGCAAGACAAUUAAAGGACAUUGAGCAAACUGUUGGGUUACCAGUUACACUCACUUGCCGCCUGAAUGGCUCUGCACCCAUCCAAGUGUGCUGGUAUAGAGACGGGGUGCUUUUAAGAGAUGAUGAAAAUCUACAGACGUCAUUCGUGGAUAAUGUGGCGACGUUAAAAGUUUUGCAGACUGACUUGAGCCACUCUGGCCAGUAUUCUUGCUCUGCCUCCAAUCCACUCGGCACCGCCGCGUCGACUGCUAGACUGUCGGCAAGAGAACCUAAGAAAUCCCCCUUCUUUGAUAUCAAGCCGGUAUCAAUAGAUGUCAUUGCCGGAGAAAGUGCAGAUUUUGAAUGUCAUGUUACCGGUGCCCAACCGAUGCGAAUCACUUGGUCAAAAGAUAACAAGGAAAUCCGACCUGGAGGAAACUAUACUAUCACGUGUGUGGGGAACACUCCCCAUCUGAGGAUUCUUAAAGUGGGCAAAGGAGACUCUGGUCAAUACACUUGUCAAGCAACCAAUGACGUUGGCAAAGACAUGUGCUCUGCCCAGCUGAGUGUAAAAGAACCUCCCAAGUUUGUUAAGAAAUUAGACCCUUCGAAAGUCGCGAAGCAGGGAGAAUCCAUCCAACUGGAGUGUAAGAUCAGCGGCUCCCCAGAAAUCAAAGUCUCUUGGUUCCGGAAUGACAACGAACUUCACGAAAGCUGGAAAUACAACAUGUCCUUUGUGAAUUCUGUGGCACUGCUUACCAUCAACGAGGCUAGUGCUGAGGACAGUGGUGACUACAUCUGUGAAGCUCAUAAUGGCGUUGGUGACGCCAGCUGCAGCACAGCCCUGAAAGUUAAAGCACCUCCUGUUUUUACCCAGAAGCCUCCUCCAGUCGGAGCCCUGAAAGGUUCUGAUGUGAUCCUCCAGUGUGAAAUUUCGGGAACGCCCCCUUUCGAAGUGGUGUGGGUUAAAGACAGAAAGCAAGUUCGAAGCAGCAAGAAAUUUAAAAUCACCUCCAAAAACUUCGACACGAGUCUUCAUAUCUUUAGUCUUGAAGCCGCUGACAUAGGGGAAUAUCACUGCAAAGCCACCAAUGAGGUGGGAAGUGACACUUGUGUUUGCGCUGUCAAGUUCAAAGAACCACCACGGUUUGUGAAGAAGCUCAGUGACACAUCCACCCUUAUCGGGGAGCCUGUGGAACUGCAAGCUGUGGUGGAAGGUUUCCAGCCGAUUUCUGUCGUCUGGCUGAAAGAUAAAGGUGAUGUCAUCAGAGAGAGUGAGAACAUUAGGAUUUCCUUCGUCGAUAACAUCGCGACACUCCAACUGGGAAGUCCAGAAGCAUCCCAUUCUGGAAAAUACGUGUGCCAGAUCAAAAAUGAUGCUGGCAUGAGGGACUGUUCGGCAGUCUUGACUGUACUAGAACCAGCCAGAAUUGUAGAGAAACCAGAACCCCUGACUGUCACCACUGGAAAUCCCUUCACGUUGGAAUGUCUUGUAGCUGGGACUCCAGAACUAAAAGCCAAGUGGUUCAAGGACGGGAGAGAACUCUCCGCAGGCAGCAGACAUCACAUAACAUUCGUGAGGAACCUGGCUUCCCUGAAGAUCCCCUCUGCAGAGAUGAACGACAAGGGCUUGUAUACCUUUGAGGUGGAGAACAGUGUGGGCAAAAGCAGCUGCACCGUCUCUGUCCACAUCUCGGAUCGCAUUGUCCCGCCCUCCUUCAUCCGGAAGCUGAAAGACACCAAUGCCACCAUCGGAGCCUCGAUUGUUUUGGAGUGCCGAGUGUCCGGCUCGGCCCCAAUUUCAGUCGGCUGGUUUCUGGAUGGAAGCGAGAUCGGUGGUAGUCCCAAGUGUCAGCCCAGCUUUUCGGAUAAUGUCUGUACUUUGAGUCUGAACUCGCUGGAACCCUCCGACACCGGCACUUAUACGUGCGUGGCUGCCAAUGUAGCCGGCCAGGAUGAAAGCUCUGCCGUGCUGACUGUCCAAGAACCGCCAUCUUUUGAACAAACUCCUGAUUCUGUGGAAGUUUUGCCUGGAAUGAGCCUGACCUUCACCAGUGUCAUUAGAGGCACCCCUCCCUUCAAGGUCAAGUGGUUUAAGGGCAGCAGGGAACUGGUGUCAGGGGACUCGUGCACCAUUUCCUUGGAAGACUUCGUCACCGAGCUGGAGCUGCUGGAGGUGGAGCCACUGCAGAGCGGAGAUUAUUCUUGCCUUGUGACCAACGAUGCCGGCAGCGCUUCUUGUACCACGCACCUCUUUGUGAAAGAGCCAGCCACUUUUGUGAAGAGAUUGACGGACACCAGUGUGGAGACAGGCAGCCCCAUCGUUCUGGAGGCGACUUACACCGGCACACCUCCCAUCUCCGUGAGCUGGAUGAAGAACGAAUACGCUCUGGCGCAGUCUCCCAACUGCAGUAUUACAACAACAGAAAAGUCCAGCAUCCUGGAAAUUCUUGAAAGCUCGAUAGAGGACUAUGCCCAGUACGCUUGCCUCAUAGAAAACGAAGCUGGGCAAGAUAUCUGCGAAGCUCUCGUGUCUGUCUUAGAACCGCCUUACUUUAUCGAACCCCUGGAACAUGUGGAAGCAGCUAUCGGGGAGCCCACAACUUUACAGUGUAAAGUGGAUGGGACCCCAGAAAUCAGGAUUUCUUGGUAUAAAGAACACACAAAGCUACGGUCAGCUCCUGCAUAUAAGAUGCAAUUCAAGAACAAUGUUGCCUCUUUAGUCAUCAACAAGGUGGACCAGAGCGAUGUGGGAGAGUAUACAUGCAAGGCAGAAAACAGUGUGGGGGCCGUUGCUUCUUCCGCUGUGCUGGUUAUCAAAGAGCGUAAACUUCCACCUACGUUUGUGAGAAAACUGAAAGACGUCCACGAGACUCUGGGCUUCCCGGUUGCCUUUGAGUGCCGGAUCAACGGCUCGGAACCUCUUCAGGUGUCUUGGUACAAGGAUGGCGUACUUUUAAAAGAUGAUUCUAAUUUGCAGAUGUCUUUUGUGCAUCAUGUGGCCACUCUGCAGAUUUUGCAGACUGACCAGAGCCACGUUGGUCAGUACAAUUGCUCAGCUUCCAACCCUCUUGGGACCGCUUCAUCAAGCGCCAAGCUCGUCCUCUCAGAGCACGAAGUGCCUCCCUUCUUUGAUUUGAAGCCAGUGUCGGUAGAGCUGGCUCUUGGGGAAAGUGGCUCUUUUAAAUGUCACGUCACGGGAACCGCGCCAAUCAAAAUCACCUGGGCCAAGGACAACCGUGAGAUUCGCCCUGGGGGCAACUACAAGAUGACCCUGGUUGAAAACACUGCCACGCUGACCGUGCUCAAAGUAGCCAAAGGUGACGCAGGGCAGUAUACGUGCUACGCGAGCAACGUUGCCGGAAAGGACUCUUGUUCUGCUCAGCUGGGUGUCCAAGAACCACCCAGGUUCAUUAAGAAGCUAGACCCAUCACGAAUCCUGAAGCAACAUGAGUUUACCAGAUAUGAAUGCAAAAUAGGCGGGUCUCCAGAAAUCAAGGUUUCGUGGUACAAGGACGAGGUUGAAAUUCAAGAAAGCAGCAAGUUCAGAAUGUCGUUCGAGGACUCGGUGGCAGUGCUGGAGAUGCACGGUCUCAGUGUGGAAGACAGCGGGGAUUACACGUGCGAGGCUCGCAAUGCAGCAGGGAGCGCCAGCAGCAGCACCUCCCUGAAGGUUAAAGAACCACCAGUGUUCCGCAAGAAGCCUUUUCCUGUCGAGACCCUCAAAGGAGCUGAUGUUCACCUAGAAUGCGAGCUGCAGGGCACGCCUCCCUUUCAAGUUUCUUGGCACAAAGACAAGAGAGAACUCAGGAGUGGCAAGAAGUACAAGAUCAUGUCUGAGAACUUGCUCACAAGCAUCCACAUCCUGAACGUAGACACCGCUGACAUCGGGGAGUACCACUGCAGAGCCACCAAUGACGUCGGGAGUGACACUUGCAUUGGCUCCGUCACUCUGAAAGCGGCACCACGGUUUGUGAAGAAGCUCAGUGACAUUUCCACCAUCGUUGGCAAAGAAGUCCAGCUGCAGGCAACAGUUGAAGGCGCUGAGCCCAUUUCAGUGGCAUGGUUCAAGGACAAAGGGGAAAUAGUUAGAGAAAGCGACAACGUGUGGAUUUCUUAUUCCGAAAACAUUGCAACCCUACAGUUUUCCAGAGCAGAACCAGCCAAUUCUGGGAAAUACACCUGCCAGAUCAGAAACGAUGCGGGCAUGCAGGAGUGCCACGCCACGCUGUCUGUUCUCGAGCCUGCAGCAAUCGUGGAAAAGCCAGAAUCCGUUAAGGUCACUGCAGGAGACACCUGUACCUUGGAGUGUACAGUGUCUGGAACGCCUGAACUCAGUACCAAGUGGCUGAAGGAUGGAAAGGAACUCACGAGUGACAGCAAAUACAAGAUAAGCUUCUUCAACAAAGUAUCAGGCCUGAAAAUCAUCAACGUGGCACCUGGUGACAGUGGGAUAUACAGCUUUGAGGUGCAAAAUCCUGUGGGCAAAGACAGCUGCACGGUCUCGAUUCAAGUUUCAGAUCGAGUUAUCCCUCCUUCGUUCACAAGAAAACUGAAGGAGACGAACGGUCUGUCCGGUUCCUCCGUUGUGAUGGAGUGCAAAGUCUACGGGUCACCCCCGAUCUCCGUCGUGUGGUUCCAUGAUGGGAACGAGAUCAGCAGUGGCCGGAAAUACCAGACCACACUGACAGACAACACAUGUGCCCUCACUGUGAACAUGCUGGAAGAAUCCGACGCUGGCGACUACACGUGCAUAGCGACCAAUGUGGCCGGCUCUGAUGAAUGUAGUGCCCCUCUGGCAGUGAGAGAGCCACCAUCCUUUGUUCAGAAACCUGACCCCGUGGAUGUCUUAACCGGCAGUAAUGUCACCUUCACAAGCAUUGUGAAAGGAACACCUCCCUUCAGUGUGAGCUGGUUCAAAGGGAGCAGCGAGCUUGUGCCUGGGGCCAGGUGCAAUGUGUCUCUGCAGGACUCAGUGGCGGAACUGGAGUUGUUUGACGUGGACACAUCCCAAAGUGGAGAGUACACUUGUAUAGUUAGUAACGAGGCUGGCAGGGCUUCCUGUACAACACAUCUCUUCGUAAAAGCUCCAGCCAUAUUUGUGAAGAGACUCAAUGAUUACAGUAUAGAGAAAGGCAAGCCCCUGAUCCUCGAAGGGACCUUCUCUGGGACUCCUCCCAUCUCUGUGACGUGGAAGAAAAAUGGUAUAAAUGUCACUCCUUCCCAACGGUGUAAUAUCACCACCACCGAAAAGUCCGCCAUCCUAGAGAUUCUGAGCAGCACUGUGGACGAUGCGGGCCAAUACAACUGCUACAUUGAAAACGCUUCCGGCAAGGAUUCCUGCUCUGCCCAGAUCCUGAUACUAGAACCACCCUAUUUUGUCAGGCAGUUGGAGCCUGUGAAGGUGACAGUCGGCGAUUCUGCCUCUUUGCAAUGCCAGCUUGGCGGGACGCCUGAAAUCGGGGUCUCCUGGUAUAAAGGCGACACAAAGCUGAGGCCCACUGCCACCUGCAAAAUGCAUUUCAAAAACAACGUGGCUACGCUGGUUUUCACCCAGGUUGACGGCAGCGACAGCGGAGAAUAUAUCUGCAGGGCUGAGAACAGCGUGGGAGAUGUAUCUUCAUCAACUUUCCUGACUGUUCAAGAGCAAAAGCUUCCGCCGUCAUUUUCUCGGCAACUGAGAGAUGUGCAGGAAACCGUGGGGUUGCCAGUGGUUUUUGAAUGCGCCAUAAAUGGAUCAGAGCCCAUCUCCGUGUCUUGGUUCAAAGACGGCAAACCACUGAAAGACAGCCCAAAUGUGCAAACAUCCUUUUUAGACAACAUCGCCACUCUGAACAUCUUUAAAACAGACAGGAGUCUUGCAGGCCAGUACUCUUGCACUGCCACAAAUCCCGUGGGCUCUGCUUCAUCUGGUGCCAAACUCAUUCUCACAGAGGGGAAGAAUCCACCCUUCUUCGAUAUUCCUCUGACCCCCGUGGAUGCUGUGGUAGGAGAGAGCGCAGACUUGGAGUGCCAUGUGACAGGAACACCGCCCAUCAAAGUCAGCUGGGCCAAGGACAACAGAGAGAUUCGAAGUGGUGGGAACUACCAGAUCAGUUAUCUGGAAAACAGCGCACACCUGACCAUCGUCAAAGUGGACAAAGGCGACUCUGGACAGUACACCUGCCAUGCUGUGAACGAAGUGGGAAAGGACUCCUGCACAGCCCAGCUUAACAUCAAAGAGCGCCUAAUCCCGCCAAGUUUCACUAAAAAACUCUCUGAGACAGUGGAAGAGACGGAAGGGAAUUCAUUCAAACUGGAAGGGCGCGUGGCAGGUUCCCAGCCUAUAACUGUUGCUUGGUACAAAAAUAAUGUAGAGAUCCAUCCGACUUCCAACUGUGAGAUCACGUUCAAGAACAAUGCACUGUUGCUACAAGUCAAGAGAGCAAGCAUGGCCGACGCAGGCUUAUACACCUGCAAGGCAACAAACGAUGCAGGCUCUGCUCUGUGCACAUCUUCCAUUGUCAUCAAAGAGCCUAAGAAGCCGCCUGUGUUCGACCAACACCUCACUCCGGUAACAGCCACCGAAGGAGACUUUGUGCAGCUCAGCUGCCACGUGCAGGGAUCAGAGCCCAUUCGGAUCCAGUGGGUGAAAGCCGGCAGGGAGAUCAAGCCUUCGGACAGAUGCAGCUUCAGCUUCGCUAGUGGGAUGGCUGUGCUGGAACUCAAGGAGACUGUUAAAGCAGAUUCAGGAGAUUACGUGUGCAAGGCUUCCAACGUGGCCGGAAGUGACACUUCCAAGUGCAAAGUGACCAUUAAAGAAAAACCAGCUGCGGCCCCAGCGGCUAAGAAGGCAGCCGUGGAUGGAAAGCUCUUUUUCGUAUCAGAGCCUCAGAGUAUCCGAGUGGUGGAAAAAACCACGGCCACAUUUAUCGCAAAAGUUGGAGGUGACCCGAUCCCGAAUGUUAAGUGGACGAAAGGGAAGUGGAGACAACUGAACCAAGGCGGUCGCAUUUUUAUCCACCAAAAGGGCGACGAAUCAAAGCUGGAGAUUCGUGAUACCACGAAAACCGACUCUGGGUUGUACCGCUGUGUUGCCUUUAACAAACACGGUGAGAUUGAGAGCAAUGUCAACCUCCAGGUGGACGAAAGGAAGAAGCAGGAGAAGAUCGAAGGCGAUCUUCGCGCGAUGCUGAAAAAGACUCCAGCCCUAAAGAAAGGCUCUGGGGAAGAAGAGGAAAUUGACAUCAUGGAGCUUCUCAAAAAUGUGGAUCCUAAAGAAUAUGAGAAAUACGCACGCAUGUACGGGAUCACUGACUUCCGGGGCCUCCUUCAAGCCUUCGAGCUGCUGAAGCAGAGUCAGGAGGAGGAGACCCACAGACUGGCAAUUGAGGAGCUAGAGAAGCCAGAAAGAGAUGAAAAAGAAUUUGAGGAACUUGUAUCGUUUAUUCAGCAAAGGCUGAUGCAGACAGAGCCUGUCACCUUGAUCAAGGAUAUUGAAAACCAGACAGUUCUGAAAGACAAUGAUGCCAUCUUUGAAAUUGACAUUAAGAUUAAUUAUCCUGAAAUCAAGCUGUCCUGGUACAAAGGGACUGAAAAACUGGAGCCCAGUGACAAAUACGAAAUAAGAAUCGAUGGUGACCGGCAUACUCUCAGAGUCAAAAACUGUCACCCUAAAGACCAGGGCAAUUACAGGCUGGUUUGCGGCCCCCAUAUCGCCAGUGCCAAGCUGACUGUGAUUGAGCCUGCUUGGGAGCGCCAUCUUCAGGAUGUGACUUUGAAAGAAGGCCAGACUUGUACCAUGACGUGUCAGUUUUCAGUGCCCAAUGUGAAAUCUGAGUGGUUCAAAAAUGGCAAACUCCUUAAGCCCCAAGGCAGAGUAAAAACGGAAGUGGAGCACAAAGUCCACAAACUGACCAUUGCCGAUGUCCGUGCGGAGGACCAGGGUCAGUACACUUGCAAGCACAAGGACCUUGAGACUUCAGCAGAGCUCAAGAUUGAAGCUGAACCAAUUCAGUUCACCAAGCGCAUACAGAACAUUGUGGUGAGCGAGCAUCAGUCGGCUACGUUUGAGUGUGAAGUGUCCUUCGACGACGCCAUCGUGACCUGGUACAAAGGGCCGACGGAGCUGACUGAGAGCCAGAAAUACAACUUUAGAAAUGAUGGCCGCUGCCAUUACAUGACCAUCCACAACGUGACCCCAGACGACGAAGGCGUGUACUCGGUAAUUGCUCGCCUGGAGCCAAGAGGUGAAGCCAGGAGCACCGCAGAGCUGUACUUAACAACCAAAGAAAUAAAACUUGAGAUGAAGCCUCCUGAUAUUCCCGAUUCCAGAGUUCCGAUCCCAACCAUGCCUAUCAGAGCCGUUCCACCUGAAGAAAUACCUCCUGCAGUUGCUCCUUCCAUCCCUCUUCUGCUGCCUUUACCCGAAGAGAAAAAGCCACCAGGAAAGCGUAUUGAAGUGACCAAAAAGGCUGUGAAGAAAGACACCAAAAAAGUUGUUUCAAAACCCAAAGAGGAAGCACCACCACCAGUGCCAGAAGUUGCCAAGAAGCCCCUCCCUCCUACUCCCAUGUUUCCAGCAAAAGCUUCCGAAAUUAUCGAUGUGUCCUCUAAGGCCGAGGAAGUGAAAAUAACAACAAUCACUCGAAAGAAAGAGAUUCACAGAGAAAAAGAGGCUGUGUACGAGAGAGAGCAGGCCGUCUACGAGAAGACAGUGCUCAUCGAGCCUUGGGACGAGCCCUACGAGGAGCUCGAAGUGGAACCCUACACGGAGCCCUACGAGGAGCCCUAUUAUGAAGAGCCAGAUGAAGACUAUGAGGAGAUCAAGGUGGGCGCUAAAAGGGAAGUCCACGAGGAGUGGGAGGAAGACUUUGAAGAAGGGCAAGAGUACUACGAGAGGGAAGAGGGCUAUGAUGAAGGCGAGGAGGAGUGGGAAGAGACUUACCAGGAGAGAGAAGUGAUUCAAGUUCAGAAGGAAGUUCAUGAAGAAUUACAUGAGAAGAAAAUCCCAGCCAAAAUGCCUGAAAAGAAAGCACCACCUCCCAAAGUUGUAAAGAAGCCAGUAGUUGAAAAAAUUGAAAAGACUUCCCGAAGAAUGGAAGAAGAAAAAGUUCAAGUCACCAAAGUACCUGAAGUUUCCAAGAAGAUCGUUCCACAAAAACCUUCCCGGACUCCGGUGCAGGAAGAAAUAAUUGAAGUAAAAGUGCCGGCGGUGCACACAAAGAAGAUGGUUAUCUCGGAAGAGAAGAUGUUCUUUGCUUCUCACACAGAGGAGGAGGUGUCCGUCACAGUCCCCGAGGUGCAAAAGAAAACUCUCACUGAGGAGAAAAUUCACGUUGCAGUUUCCAAAAAGAUUGAACCACCGCCCAAAGUCCCGGAACCACCUAAAAAACAAGUUGCAGAAGAAGUGGUCCCUGUUCCCGUCCCUAAGAAGGUGGAACCUCCAGCAGCCAAAGUUCCUGAGGCUCCCAAGAAACCUGUGCCAGAGGAGAAGAAGCCAGUUCCUAUUCCCAAGAAGAAAGAGCCAGCUGCUCCUCCCCAAGUCCCAGAGGCUCCAAAGAAACCUGCUCCUGAAGAGAAGGUUCCUGUGGCGAAGAAGAAGGAGGCCCCUCCAGCUAAAGUGACUGAAGUCAGAAAAAGAGCCGUUAAAGAAGAAAAGGUGUCCAUCGAAGUUCCAAAGAGAGAGCCCCGACCCACUAAAGAAGUGACUGUAACGGAAGAGAAGAAAUGGUCUUAUGCCCGAGAAGAAGAAACUGUCUCAGAAUACCGGGAAGUGGAGUACGAUGAUUAUGAAGGCUAUGAGGAGUACACGGAGUUUGAGGAGUAUGAACCCACAGAAGAGUAUGACCAGUACGAAGAAUAUGCAGAGCGUGAACUUGAGCAUUACGAGGAGUAUAAGGAGCAUGAAGAAUAUGUCACAGAACCCAAGAAGCCUAUUCCAGCAAAACCUGCCCAAGAACCAGUGCCUGCCAAACCCAAGGCCCCACCACCAAAAGUGCUGAAGAAAGCUGUUCCUGAAGAAAAAGCACCUGUGCCCAUUCAAAAGAAACUCAAACCUAUACCACCCAAAGCUCCCGAAGAACCGAAGAAAGUUGUUGAAGAGAAAAUACAAAUUUCAAUUACCAAACGUGAAAAGCAGCAGGUGACUGAGCCAGCUGCCAAAGUGCCCAUGAAGCCCAAGAAAGUUGUCCCAGAGGCAAAAGUACCUGCCCCUAAAAAGGAAGUGGCGGCAGCUGUUAGAGUGCCAGGGGUGCCUAAAAAACGGGAACCAGAAGAGGUGGUUGCCUACAAAGAGGAAGUGGAAACCCACGAAGAAGAAUAUAUUGUAGAGGAGGAGGAGGAAUAUGUCCACGAAGAGGAGUAUGUCCAUGAAGAAGAAUACAUCCAUGAAGAGGAGUACGUCCGUGAAGAGGAGUACGUCCACGAAGAGGAAGAGUACCUGCACGAAGAAGAGGAGCUCAUCGUCGAGGAAGAAGUGGUGCCGGUGACACCAGCCAAAGUGCCUGAGGUACCCAAGAAACCUGUUCCAGAAGCGAAAAAACCUGUUCCUGUUCCCAAAAAGAAGGAAGUGCCACCCGCCAAAGUGCCUGAGAUUCCCAAGAAGCCAGAGGAAAAAGUUCCUGUGCCUGUCCCUAAAAAGGAGAAGGCUCCGCCUGCCAAAGUUCCGGAAGUGCCCAAGAAGCCUGUACCAGAAGAAAAACCAGCAGUACCCAUUGCCAAAAAGGUGGAAGCACCACCAGCCAAAGUGCCAGAAGUGCCCAAGAAGCCUGUGCCUGAGAAGAAGGUGCCGGUGCCUGCUCCUAAGAAAGCAGAGGCUCCACCUGCAAAAGUUCCUGAGGUACCUAAGAAGGAAGUCACCCCUGAAAAGAAAGUUCCAGUGGCUCCUCCCAAGAAACCAGAAGUUCCACCUGCCAAAGUGCCUACAGCCGAAAAGAAAGUUCGCAAAUUACUUCCAGAACCUAAGCCCCAGCCAAAGGAGGAGGUGGUCCUGAAAAGCGUUCUAAGAAAGAGACCCGAAGAAGAAGAACCUAAAGUAGAGCCUAAAAAAGUAGAAAAAGUUAAAAAACCAGAAGUACCCCCACCCCCUCCAAAAGCUGUCGAAGAAGUUGAAGCUCCUCCAGAGCCUACACCAAAGGAAAGGAAAGUUCCAGAACCUGCCAAAGUUCCUGAAAUUAAGCCAGCAAUACCUCUCCCUGGACCUGAAGCAAAGCCAAAGCCUGAGCCAGAGGUGAAAACCAUGAAGGCGCCGCCGAUGGAGCCCGCACCCACGCCCAUCGCUGCCCCGGUGACCGCACCCGUGGUCGGAAAGAAAGCAGAAGCCAAACCUAAGGAUGAAGCAGCCAAGCCGAAAGGUCCCAUCAAAGGUGUUGCCAAAAAGACUCCUUCACCCAUAGAGGCGGAAAGGAAAAAGCUCAGACCAGGAAGUGGUGGGGAGAAACCUCCCGAUGAAGCUCCAUUCACCUACCAGCUAAAGGCUGUGCCACUGAAAUUCGUGAAAGAGAUCAAAGACAUCGUCCUGACAGAGGCAGAGUCUGUGGGCUCUUCCGCCAUCUUUGAAUGCUUGGUCUCCCCAUCCACUGCCAUCACCACCUGGAUGAAGGAUGGUAGCAACAUCCGUGAGAGCCCAAAGCACAGGUUCAUCGCGGAUGGUAAAGACAGGAAGCUGCACAUCAUCGACGUCCAGCUCUCCGAUGCCGGCGAAUACACCUGUGUGCUACGACUGGGAAACAAAGAAAAGACCUCCACAGCCAAGCUCAUCGUAGAAGAACUUCCUGUUCGUUUCGUGAAAACACUAGAAGAGGAAGUCACGGUGGUCAAGGGGCAGCCGCUGUACCUGAGUUGCGAGCUGAACAAAGAGCGAGAUGUGGUGUGGAGGAAGGAUGGCAAGAUCGUGGUGGAGAAGCCUGGCAAGAUUGUGCCUGGUGUCAUUGGCCUGAUGCGGGCCCUGACCAUCAACGAUGCAGACGAUUAUGAUGCUGGAACAUACACCGUGACUGUGGAAAAUGCCAACAACCUGGAGUGUUCCUCCUGUGUGAAAGUAGUAGAAAUCAUCAGAGAAUGGCUGGUGAAACCUAUCCGAGACCAGCACGUGAAGCCCAAGGGGACAGCUGUUUUCACCUGUGACAUCGCCAAGGACACACCAAACUUUAAGUGGUUCAAAGGCUACGAUGAGAUCCCCAUGGAAGCAAAUGAAAAGACUGAGAUACUGAAAGAGGGGAACCACCUCAUUCUCAAAAUUAAGAAUGCCAUGCCCGAAGAUAUUGAUGAGUACGCGAUCGAGAUCGAAGGGAAAAGAUACCCGGCGAGGCUGACCCUUGGAGAGCGUGACGUUGAGCUGCUUAAGCCAAUAGAAGAUGUCACCAUUUACGAGAAGGAAAGUGCCAGCUUUGAUGCCGAAAUCUCCGAGGCAGACAUACCUGGGGAGUGGAAGCUGAAGGGAGAACUUCUGAGGCCCUCGCCUACUUGUGAAAUCAAAGCCGAAGGCGGAAAGCGCUUCUUAACUUUGCACAAAGUAAAACUGGACCAAGCUGGUGAAGUCCUCUACCAGGCUUGCAACGCCGUCACAACUGCCAUUUUGACAGUCAAAGAAAUUGAACUUGACUUUGCUGUACCCCUGAAAGAUGUGACCGUCCCAGAGAAGCGACAGGCUCGGUUUGAGUGUGUCCUGACCCGAGAGGCAAAUGUCAUAUGGUCUAAAGGGCCUGAUAUAAUCAAGGCAUCUGAUAAAUUCGAUAUCAUUGCUGAUGGGAAAAAACACAUUCUUGUCAUCAAUGAUUCUCAGUUUGAUGAUGAAGGGGUCUACACUGCCGAGGUAGAGGGCAAGAAGACGUCUGCACAGUUGUUUGUGACAGGCAUAAGACUAAAGUUCAUAUCCCCUCUGGAAGAUCAAACUGUAAAAGAAGGCGAGACAGCAACUUUUGUUUGUGAGCUGUCUCAUGAAAAAAUGCACGUGGUCUGGUUCAAAAACGAUGUCAAGCUGCACACCACCAGGACGGUGCUCAUGUCUUCUGAAGGAAAGACGUACAAACUGGAAAUGAGAGAGGUGACAAUGGAUGACAUCUCACAGAUCAAAGCGCAAGUGAAGAACCUCAGCUCCACAGCCAAUCUGAAGGUCUUGGAGGCCGACCCCUACUUCACGGUGAAGUUACACGACAAGACUGGUGUUGAGAAGGAUGAGAUUAUCCUGAAGUGCCAAGUGAGCAAAGACGUGCCCGUGAAGUGGUUCAAAGACGGGGAAGAGAUCGUGCCUUCGCCCAAACAUUCGGUCAAGACUGAUGGCCUGCGCCGCAUUUUGAAGAUCAAGAAAGCAGAGCUUAAAGAUAAAGGCGAAUACGUGUGCGACUGUGGCACGGACACCACCAAGGCCAACGUCACUGUGGAGGCUCGACUCAUAAAAGUGGAAAAGCCUCUGUAUGGCGUGGAGGUGUUCGUAGGAGAAACAGCCCGCUUUGAAAUCGAGCUGUCUGAGCCUGACGUGCACGGCCAGUGGAAGCUAAAGGGCGAACCUUUGACUGCUUCUCCUGACUGUGAAAUCAUCGAGGACGGGAAGAAACAUGUCCUGGUUCUUUAUAACUGCCAGCUGGAUAUGACCGGGGAGGUUUCCUUCCAGGCUGCCAAUGCUAAAUCGGCAGCCAAUCUGAAAGUGAAAGAAUUGCCGCUCAUUUUCAUCACGCCUCUCAGCGACGUCAAAGUCUUCGAGAAAGACGAGGCUAAAUUUGAGUGUGAGGUAUCCAGGGAGCCCAAAACCUUCCGCUGGCUCAAAGGAACCCAGGAGAUCACAGGUGAUGACAGGUUUGAACUCAUCAAGGAUGGCACCAGGCAUUCCCUGGUGAUCAAGUCAGCCGCUUUUGAAGAUGAAGCCAAGUACAUGUUUGAAGCUGAGGAUAAACAUACCAGUGGCAAACUGAUCAUUGAAGGAAUCCGCCUCAAAUUCCUUACCCCACUCAAGGACGUGACAGCCAAAGAGAGGGAAAAUGCUGUGUUCACUGUAGAGCUGUCCCAUGACAACAUCCCAGUGAGCUGGUUUAAGAAUGAUCAACGCCUUCACACCAGCAAGCGAGUCUCCAUGCACGACGAAGGGAAAAUACACUCCAUCACAUUCAAAGAUCUGAUAAUUGACGACACCUCCCAAAUUAAAGUGGAGGCGAUGGGAAUAAGUUCAGAAGCCAAACUCACCGUGCUAGAGGGAGACCCAUACUUCACAGGAAAGCUUCAGGAUUACACGGGCGUGGAGAAGGAUGAAGUGGUUCUUCAGUGUGAAAUCAGCAAAGCGGAUGCACCUGUGAAAUGGUUUAAGGACGGGAAGGAAAUAAAGCCGUCUAAAAAUGUUGUUAUUAAGGCUGACGGCAAGAAGCGGAUGCUGAUCCUCAAGAAAGCCUUGAAAUCCGACAUUGGCCAGUAUACCUGUGACUGUGGGACAGACCAGACCUCUGGAAAGCUCGACAUUGAAGAUCGGGAGAUUAAACUGGUGAGACCCCUGUACAGUGUCGAGGUGAUGGAGACCGAGACAGCACGCUUUGAAACCGAGAUCUCUGAAGAUGAUAUCCAUGCCAACUGGAAACUCAAGGGAGAGGCGCUGCUCCAAACACCUGAGUGUGAAAUUAAAGAAGAAGGCAAGAUACAUUUUCUAAUCUUACACAACUGCCGCCUGGACCAGACUGGUGGUGUAGAUUUCCAAGCUGCCAAUGUCAAAUCUAGCGCCCACCUCCGAGUUAAGCCACGGAUAAUCGGUCUUCUGAGGCCUCUGAAGGACGUCACAGUGACCGCAGGGGAAACAGCCACCUUUGACUGCGAACUGUCUUAUGAGGAUAUCCCAGUGGAAUGGUACCUCAAAGGGAAGAAACUGGAGCCUGAUGAUAAGGUGGUGACCCGUUCGGAAGGAAGAGUUCACACGCUCACCCUGAGGGACGUGAAGCUGGAAGACGCAGGAGAGGUCCAGCUGAUGGCCAAGGACUUCAAAACUCAGGCCAACCUCUUUGUGAAAGCUCCUCAUGUGGAAUUCCUAAGACCACUCACGGAUCUUCAAGUUAAAGAAAAAGAAACGGCUCGGUUUGAGUGUGAAAUUUCCAAGGAAAAUGCCAAGGUUCAGUGGUUUAAAGAUGGUGCUGAAAUUAAAAAGGGCAAAAAGUAUGACAUCAUUUCUAAGGGAGCCGUACGAAUUCUCGUCGUCAACAAAUGUCUACUGAACGACGAAGCCGAAUAUUCCUGUGAAGUGCGGACGGCAAGAACUUCCGGCAUGCUUACAGUUCUGGAGGAAGAAGCCGUCUUCACAAAGAAUCUUGCUAACCUUGAAGUUAGUGAAGGAGACACUAUCAAGCUGGUGUGCGAAGUCUCCAAGCCUGGGGCCGAAGUGAUCUGGUACAAAGGGGAUGAGGAGAUCAUAGAAACAGGAAGAUUUGAGAUACUUACUGAUGGCAGGAAGAGAAUCCUGAUCAUUCAGAACGCGCAGCUUGAGGACGCGGGCAGCUACAACUGUCGACUCCCAAGUUCUCGGACAGACGGCAAAGUCAAAGUACAUGAACUUGCUGCUGAAUUCAUCUCAAAGCCUCAAAACCUUGAAAUCCUGGAAGGAGAAAAGGCCGAGUUUGUCUGCACUAUAUCAAAGGAAAGCUUUGAGGUUCAGUGGAAGAGGGAUGAUCAGACUCUUGAGUCUGGAGAUAAAUAUGACGUCAUCGCUGAUGGCAAAAAGAGAGUCCUAGUUGUGAAAGACGCCACACUACAAGACAUGGGCACUUACGUGGUCAUGGUUGGGGCUGCCAGAGCUGCGGCUCACCUGACUGUCAUCGAAAAACUCAAGAUCAUAGUUCCUCUUAAGGACACCACGGUGAAAGAACAGCAAGAGGUUGUCUUUAACUGUGAAGUCAAUACCGAAGGUGCCAAAGCCAAGUGGUUCAGAAACGAAGAGGCCAUAUUUGAUAGUUCAAAAUACAUCAUCCUCCAAAAGGACCUGGUCUACACUCUCAGAAUCAGAGACGCACGCUUAGAUGACCAAGCCAACUACAAUGUGUCGCUGACUAACCACAGAGGGGAGAAUGUUAAGAGCGCAGCCAAUCUAAUAGUGGAAGAGGAAGAUCUUAGGAUUAUUGAACCUCUUAAAGAUAUCGAAACAAUGGAGAAGAAAUCAGUCACCUUCUGGUGCAAGGUGAAUCGUCUCAAUGUGACACUCAAGUGGACCAAAAAUGGAGAAGAAGUGCCCUUUGACAACCGCGUGUCAUACCGAAUUGAUAAGUACAAGCACUCGCUAAUCAUCAAGGACUGCGGGUUUCCAGAUGAGGGUGAAUACAUUGUCACGGCUGGACAAGACAAAUCGGUCGCAGAGCUGCUCAUCAUAGAAGCCCCGACAGAAUUCGUGGAGCACCUAGAAGACCAGACGGUCACUGAGUUUGAUGACGCAGUCUUCUCCUGCCAACUCUCCAGAGAGAAAGCCAAUGUAAAAUGGUACCGAAAUGGAAGAGAAAUCAAGGAAGGCAAAAAAUACAAAUUUGAAAAAGAUGGGAGCGUACACAGGCUCAUCAUAAAGGACUGCCGGCUGGAGGAUGAGUGCGAAUACGCUUGUGGCGUAGAGGACAGGAAGUCCCGAGCAAGGCUCUUUGUGGAAGAAAUCCCUGUCGAGAUUAUCAGGCCUCCUCAAGACAUUCUUGAAGCCCCUGGUGCCGAUGUUAUCUUUAUGGCUGAGCUCAACAAAGAUAAAGUGGAGGUCCAAUGGCUUAGAAAUAACAUGGUUGUUGUCCAGGGCGACAAGCACCAGAUGAUGAGUGAAGGAAAGAUACACAGGCUACAGAUUUGUGACAUUAAACCACGUGACCAAGGCGAAUACAGAUUCAUUGCCAAAGAUAAAGAAGCCAGGGCGAAACUUGAGUUAGCAGCUGCACCUAAAAUCAAGACAGCUGAUCAGGAUCUCGUGGUUGAUGCCGGGCAACCCCUGACCAUGGUCGUGCCCUACGACGCCUACCCCAAAGCAGAAGCUGAGUGGUUUAAAGAAAACGAACCUCUGUCUACAAAAACUGUGGACACUACAGCUGAGCAGACUUCUUUCAGAAUCUUGGAAGCCAAAAAGGAGGACAAGGGGAGGUACAAAAUCGUGCUUCAGAACAAGCAUGGGAAAGCAGAAGGCUUCAUCAACUUACAAGUUAUUGAUGUUCCUGGGCCAGUUCGUAACCUAGAAGUGACCGAAACAUUUGAUGGUGAAGUCAGCCUCGCUUGGGAAGAACCAUUAACAGACGGUGGAAGCAAAAUCAUAGGUUAUGUUGUUGAAAGGCGUGAUAUCAAGAGGAAGACCUGGGUGCUGGUCACUGACCGAGCAGAUAGCUGUGAGUUUACUGUCACCGGCCUACAGAAGGGAGGAGUGGAGUACCUGUUCCGUGUGAGCGCAAGGAACAGAGUUGGCACUGGAGAACCAGUAGAAACCGACAAUCCUGUGGAAGCCAGGAGUAAAUAUGAUGUUCCAGGUCCUCCUUUGAAUGUCACCAUCACCGACGUGAAUAGAUUUGGUGUCUCGCUGACGUGGGAGCCACCAGAGUAUGAUGGAGGUGCUGAAAUCACAAACUAUGUGAUUGAACUGAGGGACAAGACUUCUAUCAGGUGGGACACUGCCAUGACCGUAAGGGCUGAGGACCUGUCAGCAACAGUCACCGAUGUGGUUGAAGGACAGGAGUACAGCUUCCGGGUCAGAGCCCAGAACCGAAUCGGAGUUGGGAAACCAAGUACAGCCACACCCUUUGUCAAAGUUGCUGAUCCAAUAGAGAGACCAAGUCCUCCUGUGAACCUCAGUUCCUCGGAACAGACACAAUCAUCAGUUCAGCUCACAUGGGAGCCUCCUCUGAAAGAUGGGGGCAGCCCAAUAUUGGGGUAUAUAAUUGAAAGAUGUGAGGAAGGGAAAGACAAUUGGAUUCGCUGCAAUAUGAAACCUGUCCCUGAACUGACUUACAAAGUCACUGGAUUGCAUAAAGGGAAUAAAUAUUUAUAUAGAGUAUCUGCAGAAAAUGCAGCUGGUGUUUCAGAUCCAUCUGAGAUCCUUGGUCCUCUCACCGCUGAUGAUGCCUUUGUUGAACCAACAAUGGAUUUGAGUGCAUUCAAAGAUGGUCUGGAAGUUAUCGUCCCAAAUCCCAUCAAGAUCCUGGUUCCAAGCACGGGCUACCCAAGACCAAAGGCAACCUGGACUUUUGGAGAUCAAGUCCUAGAAGAGGGGGACCGUGUGAAAAUGAAGACCAUAUCUGCCUAUGCCGAACUCGUUAUUUCUCCGAGUGAACGGCCAGACAAGGGUAUUUACACACUCACAUUAGAAAAUCCUGUGAAGUCAAUUUCUGGAGAAAUUGAUGUCAAUGUGAUCGCUCCCCCAAGCGCACCCAAAGAACUGAAAUUUAGCGAUGUAACAAAGGAUUCUGUGCACUUGACUUGGGAACCACCCGACGAUGACGGAGGAAGCCCGCUAACUGGAUAUGUCAUUGAAAAGAGAGACAUGAGCCGGAAAACGUGGACUAAAGUUAUGGACUUCGUGACCGAUCUAGAAUUCACAGUUCCUGAUCUUGUUCAAGGAAAGGAAUAUCUAUUCAAAGUCUGCGCUCGAAAUAAGUGUGGCCCUGGAGAACCUGCAUAUACUGAUGAACCUGUAAAUAUGUCUGCUCCUGCAACGGUACCUGACCCACCUGAGAAUGUCAAGUGGAGAGACAGGACUGCCAAGAGCAUCUUCCUCACAUGGGAUCCUCCUAAAAAUGACGGUGGCUCGCGCAUCAAAGGAUAUAUAGUUGAAAAAUGCCCCCGUGGUUCUGACAAAUGGGUUGCCUGUGGCGAGCCUGUUGCAGACACAAAAAUGGAAGUGACAGGCCUCGAGGAAGGCAAAUGGUAUGCCUACCGCGUGAAAGCCUUGAACAGGCUAGGUGCCAGCAAGCCAAGCAAACCCACAGAAGAAAUCCAGGCGGUGGACACACAGGAGGCUCCUGAGAUCUUCCUUGAUGUGAAACUCCUCGCUGGCCUCACGGUAAAAGCCGGCACAAAGAUUGAGCUUCCGGCCACUGUGACUGGAAAGCCUGAACCUAAAAUAACCUGGACAAAGGCGGAUACCCUUCUGAAGCCAGACCAAAGAAUCACCAUCGAAAACGUUCCUAAGAAAUCCACGGUGACAAUCACAGACAGUAAGAGGAGUGACACGGGCACGUACAUCAUCGAAGCUGUGAACGUCUGCGGCCGGGCCACCGCCGUGGUGGAAGUGAACGUCUUGGAUAAACCCGGACCACCAGCUGCUUUUGACAUCACAGAGGUAACCAAUGAGUCUUGUCUUCUGACGUGGAACCCGCCAAGAGAUGAUGGUGGAUCUAAGAUCACGAACUAUGUCGUGGAGAGGAAGGCGACCGACAGCGAUGUGUGGCACAAGCUCUCCUCGACUGUGAAGGACACACACUUCAAGGCGACCAAGCUGACACCCAACAAAGAGUACAUCUUCAGAGUUGCGGCCGAGAACAUGUACGGCGUUGGCGAGCCAGUGCAGGCUGCUCCAAUAGUCGCCAAAUAUCAGUUUGAUCCGCCUGGACCGCCAACUCGCCUGGAACCUUCCGACAUCACUAAAGAUGCAGUGACCCUCACGUGGUGUGAGCCGGAUGACGAUGGUGGCAGCCCCAUCACCGGAUACUGGGUGGAAAGAUUAGACCCCGACACUGACAAAUGGGUCCGAUGCAAUAAGAUGCCAGUGAAGGACACAACCUACAGAGUGAAAGGUCUCACCAAUAAGAAAAAGUACAGAUUCCGUGUGCUGGCUGAAAAUUUGGCUGGACCUGGAAAGCCAAAUCCUCCAUGGCCUCCUGGAAAACCAACUGUAAAGGACAUAGGCAAAACAUCAUUAGUAUUGAACUGGACCAAGCCAGAACACGAUGGAGGGGCAAAGAUUGAGUCUUACGUCAUUGAGAUGCUGAAGACAGGGACAGACGACUGGGUCAGAGUGGCUGAGGGUGUCCCCACCACUGAGCAUUUGCUCACAGGCCUGAUGGAAGGGCAGGAAUACUCGUUCCGAGUGAGAGCCGUGAACAAGGCUGGAGAGAGUGAGCCCAGUGACCCGAGCGACCCUGUGCUUUGCCGGGAGAAACUCUAUCCUCCGUCACCACCUCGUUGGCUCGAAGUGAUUAAUAUCACAAAGAAUUCAGCUGACCUAAAAUGGACAGUUCCUGAGAAAGACGGAGGGUCACCCAUCACCAACUACAUCGUGGAAAAGAGAGACGUGAGGCGGAAAGGCUGGCAAACAGUGGACACCACGGUCAAGGAGACCAAGUGCACAGUAACCCCCCUGACAGAGGGCUCUCUGUAUGUGUUCCGCGUGGCUGCAGAAAAUGCCAUCGGGCAAAGUGACUACACCGAAAUCGGAGACUCCGUCCUGGCCAAAGACACCUUCAGUAUGCACCCCACCCCGGGACCACCCUAUGCCCUGACAGUGGUUGACGUGACAAAGCGACAUGUUGACCUCAAGUGGGAACCACCUAAAAACGACGGUGGAAGACCGAUCCAGAGAUACAUCAUUGAGAAGAAGGAAAAAUUAGGCACCCGUUGGGUAAAAGCUGGGAAGACCUCAGGCCCCGACUGUAACUUCAGAGUAACUGAUGUCAUCGAAGGCACAGAAGUCCAGUUUCAAGUUCGGGCUGAAAAUGAGGCAGGAGUUGGUCACCCAAGUGAGCCCACAGAAAUCCUGUCAAUUGAAGAUCCGACAAGUCCUCCCUCACCUCCUCUUGAUCUGCAUGUGACUGACGCUGGGAGGAAACACAUUGCCAUUGCUUGGAAACCUCCAGAGAAAAAUGGUGGCAGUCCUAUCAUAGGCUACCAUGUUGAAAUGUGUCCGGUGGGCACCGAGAAAUGGAUGCGAGUUAACUCUCGCCCAGUAAAAGAUUUGAAGUUCAAAGUUGAAGAGGGAAUUGUUCCCGACAAGGAAUAUGUCCUGAGAGUGAGAGCCGUCAAUGCUGUUGGUGUCAGUGAGCCAUCUGAAAUCUCUGAGAACGUGGUUGCCAAAGACCCAGACUGCAAACCAACAAUUGAUCUAGAGACUCAUGACAUCGUUGUUAUCGAAGGUGAAAAGUUAAGCAUCCCUGUGCCCUUCAGAGCUGUCCCAGUUCCAACUGUGAGCUGGCAUAAAGACGGCAAAGAAGUGAAAGCCAGCGACAGAUUAACAAUGAAGAGUGACCACAUCUCUGCACACCUGGAGGUUCCCAAGAGUGUCCAUGCAGAUGCCGGAGUUUACACCAUCACCCUGGAGAAUAAGCUUGGCUCAGCAACUGCUUCAAUCAAUGUCAAAGUCAUAGGUCUACCUGGUCCAUGCAAAGAUAUCAAAGCAAGUGACAUAACCAAGAGUUCUUGCAAGUUAACAUGGGAGCCUCCAGAAUAUGAUGGUGGAAGCCCAAUUCUUCAUUAUGUCCUGGAGCGUAGAGAGGCUGGGAGGAGGACAUACAUACCAGUCAUGUCUGGUGAGAACAAACUGUCUUGGACCGUAAAGGAUCUCAUACCAAAUGGUGAAUACUUUUUCCGGGUAAAAGCAGUCAACAAGAUUGGUGGAGGCGAAUAUAUUGAACUCAAGAAUCCCGUCAUCGCUCAAGAUCCAAAGCAACCGCCUGAUCCACCUGUGGAUGUUGAGGUUCAUAAUCCUACAGCUAAGGCAAUGACUAUCACAUGGAAGCCACCCUUGUAUGAUGGAGGAAGCAAGAUAAUGGGUUACAUCAUAGAAAAGAUUGCUAAGGGUGAAGACAGAUGGAGGAGAUGCAAUGAGCAUCUGGUACCUGUCCUGACCUAUACAGCCAAAGGACUUGAGGAGGGGAAAGAGUACCAAUUCCGUGUGCGAGCAGAGAACGCUGCUGGUAUUGGUGAACCUUCUCGGGCCACGCCCCCAACCAAAGCUGUAGAUCCUAUUGAUGCCCCAAAAGUCAUCCUCAAAACAAGCCUGGAAGUUAAACGGGGUGAUGAAAUAGCACUUGAUGCGACCAUUUCUGGCUCACCCUACCCAACAAUCACAUGGAUAAAGGAUGAAAAUGUCAUUGUACCGGAGGAAAUUAAGAAGCGGGCAGCACCCCCAGUUAGGAGGAAGAAGGGUGAGGCUGAAGAAGAGGAGCCGUUUUUCCUGCCUCUGACAGAGCGUUUGAGCAUCAAUAACAGCAAACAAGGAGAAUCUCAGCUGCGCAUCCGUGACUCUCUGAGACCGGAUCACGGCCAGUACAUGAUCAAAGUUGAGAACGAUCAUGGUGUUGCCAAAGCACCUUGCACUGUUGUUGUGUUAGAUACACCAGGACCACCAAUCAACUUUGUAUUUGAGGAUAUUAGGAAGAACUCUGUCCUCUGUAAAUGGGAACCACCCCUCGAUGACGGCGGCAGUGAGAUAAUUAACUAUACCUUGGAAAAGAAAGACAAGACCAAACCUGACUCCGAAUGGAUUGUUAUCACUUCAACACUCAGACACUGCAAAUAUUCAGUAACAAAACUGAUUGAAGGAAAAGAGUACCUCUUCCGUGUAAGAGCUGAAAAUAGGUUGGGACCUGGGCCACCAUGUGUCUCCAAGCCACUUUUGGCCAAAGAUCCAUUUGAACCUCCUGAUGCCCCAGAUAAGCCCAUUGUGGAAGAUGUUACCAGCAACAGCAUGCUGGUAAAAUGGAAUGAGCCAAAGGAUAACGGCAGCCCCAUCUUGGGUUACUGGCUUGAAAAACGUGAGGUCAACAGCACACACUGGUCUCGUGUCAACAAAACCCUUCUCAGUUCUCUGAAGACCAAGGUAGAUGGCUUAUUAGAAGGACUCACCUAUGUCUUCCGAGUCUGUGCCGAAAAUGCUGCUGGGCCUGGAAAGUUCAGCCCGCCUUCAGACCCCAAAACAGCUCGUGACCCCAUCUCUCCGCCUGGGCCACCCAUCCCAAGAGUUGCAGAUACAAGCUCUACGACCAUUGAGCUGGAGUGGGAACCCCCAGCUUUCAACGGUGGUGGGGAGAUUAUUGGCUACUUUGUCGAUAAGCAGUUGGUUGGCACUAACGAGUGGUCACGCUGCACAGAGAAGAUGAUCAAAGUCCGCCAGUUCACCGUCAAAGAAAUUCGAGAGGGCGCGGACUACAAACUUCGAGUGAGCGCUGUCAACGCAGCCGGUGAAGGGCCACCUGGGGAAACAGAACCUGUUACUGUGGCUGAACCACAAGAGCCUCCAACUGUGGAACUGGAUGUUUCUGUAAAGGGAGGCAUACAGAUCAUGGCUGGGAAAACUCUCAGAAUCCCAGCCGUGGUGACUGGCCGGCCUGUGCCCACAAGAGUAUGGACCAUCGAAGAAGGGGAGCUGGAUAAAGAGCGUGUUGUAAUAGAGAAUGUCGGAACCAAAUCUGAGCUAAUUAUCAAGGAUGCUUUGAGAAAAGACCAUGGCAGAUAUGUGAUCACAGCAACAAACAGCUGUGGUUCCAAAUUCGCAGCAGUCCGGGUUGAAGUGUUCGAUGUUCCUGGCCCAGUUCUUGACCUAAAACCUGUUGUAACAAACAGAAAGAUGUGUCUGCUGAAUUGGUCGGAUCCAGCAGAUGACGGAGGAAGUGAAAUCACAGGGUUUAUAAUUGAAAGGAAAGAUGCCAAGAUGCACACGUGGAGACAGCCCAUUGAGACGGAGAGAUCCAAGUGUGACAUCACAGGUCUCAUAGAGGGACAGGAAUACAAGUUCCGUGUCAUUGCCAAGAACAAGUUUGGCUGUGGGCCUCCUGUUGAAAUAGGACCAAUUCUUGCAGUUGAUCCACUAGGUCCUCCAACAUCUCCUGAGAGGCUCACGUACACAGAAAGGACAAAAUCCACCAUCACGCUUGACUGGAAAGAGCCCCGCAGUGAUGGCGGCAGUCCCAUCCAAGGAUACAUCAUUGAAAAACGCCGCCAUGACAAACCUGACUUUGAGAGAGUUAACAAGAGACUCUGCCCAACCACGUCAUUUGUGGUUGACAAUCUCGAUGAGCACCAGAUGUAUGAGUUCCGGGUGAAAGCCGUCAAUGGCGUUGGUGAAAGCGAACCAUCCCUGCCUCUUAACGUAGUCAUCCAAGAUGAUGAAGUUCCUCCAGCUAUUAAGUUGCGCCUGGCUGUUCGAGGAGACACUAUCAAAGUUAAGGCAGGAGAGCCGGUUAACAUCCCUGCUGAUGUGACGGGACUCCCCAUGCCUAAGAUUGAGUGGUCCAAGAAUGAAAAGGUGAUUGAGAAACCCACGGAUGAGCUUAAAAUAACCAAAGAAGAAGUAUCCCGAAGCGAGGCCAAGACUGAGCUGAGCAUCCCCAAAGCCGUCCGAGAGGACAAGGGCACUUACACAAUCACCGCUUCCAAUCGUCUUGGCUCCGUAUUCCGCAACGUUCAUGUGGAAGUAUAUGAUCGUCCAUCUCCACCCAGAAACCUCGCUGUUACUGACAUUAAAGCUGAGUCUUGCUAUCUGACAUGGGAUGCCCCUCUAGACAAUGGUGGCAGUGAAAUUACCCAUUACGUCAUUGACAAACGCGAUGCCAGCAGGAAGAAGUCUGAGUGGGAAGAAGUCACUAACACUGCUGUGGAGAGAAGAUACGGGAUCUGGAAGCUCAUCCCCAACGGUCAGUAUGAGUUCCGAGUGAGGGCAGUGAAUAAAUAUGGAAUCAGCGAUGAAUGUAAAUCAGACAAAGUCACCAUUCAAGACCCCUAUCGCCUCCCGGGACCUCCUGGAAAACCCAAAGUCUUAGAACGCACCAAAGGGUCUAUGCUCGUGAGCUGGACCCCUCCUUUGGACAACGGAGGUUCUCCAAUUACUGGCUACUGGCUAGAGAAGAGAGAAGAAGGCGGUAGCUACUGGUCACGUGUUAGCCGAGCACCAAUAACCAAAGCUGGCCUGAAGGGCAUAGAAUUCAAUGUUCCACGGUUGAUUGAAGGGGUGAAGUAUCAGUUUAGAGCCAUGGCAAUUAACGCCGCAGGAAUCGGCCCUCCCAGUGAACCGUCAGACCCAGCCAUCGCAGGAGAUCCCAUAUACCCCCCUGGGCCACCUUCGCGCCCAGAGGUUAAAGAUAAAACAAAAUCAAGCAUCUCUCUGGCAUGGAAACCUCCAGCCAAAGAUGGUGGCAGCCCGAUCAAAGGUUACAUCGUAGAAAUGCAGGAGGAGGGUACCUCGGACUGGAAAAAAGUCAACGAACCGGAUAAACUCCUAACUACCUGUGAGUGUGUGGUGCCUAACCUGAAAGAGCUGAGAAAGUACAAGUUCAGAGUGAAGGCUGUCAAUGAAGCCGGUGAAUCCGAACCAAGUGACACGACCGGAGAGAUCCCUGCCACUGACAUUCAAGAGGUUCCAGAGGUGUUCAUUGACAUCGGAGCACAGGACUGCCUGGUGUGUAAAGCUGGCUCACAGAUCAGAAUCCCUGCUGUCAUCAAGGGGCGCCCAACGCCAAAAUCAUCUUGGGAAUUUGACGGAAAGGCAAAGAAGGCAAUGAAGGACAACAUUCAUGACAUCCCUGAAGAUGCACAGCUGGAGACUGCCGAGAACUCCUCUGUCAUCAUCAUCCCGGAGUGUACUCGAGCUCACACGGGCAAAUACAGCAUCACAGCCAAGAAUAAAGCCGGACAGAAAACUGCCAACUGCAGAGUUAAAGUCAUGGAUGCGCCAGGCCCGCCCAAGGAUUUGAAGGUUAGUGACAUUACGAGGGGCAGUUGCCGACUGUCAUGGAAGAUGCCAGACGACGAUGGAGGAGAUAGGAUCAAAGGCUACGUCAUCGAGAAGAAGACAAUAGAUGGAAAAGCCUGGACGAAAGUCAAUCCCAACUGCGGAAGCACCACAUUCGUGGUGCCGGAUCUCAUCUCCGAGCAGCAAUACUUCUUCCGCGUGCGAGCAGAAAACCGUUUUGGAAUUGGCCCACCCGUAGAAACCAUUCAGAGGACCACUGCGAGAGAUCCAAUCUAUCCUCCUGACCCUCCUAUUAAACUCAAGAUUGGUCUGAUAACGAAGAACACGGUACAUCUGUCAUGGAAACCUCCAAAGAAUGAUGGGGGCUCUCCUGUCACCCACUACAUUGUCGAGUGCCUCGCAUGGGACCCUACUGGGAAGAAGAAAGAAGCCUGGAGACAGUGUAAUAAGCGUGAUGUGGAAGAACUGGAAUUUACUGUUGAAGACCUCAUAGAGGGUGGGGAAUAUGAAUUCAGAGUCAAGGCCGUCAACGAGGCCGGGGUCAGCAAGCCUUCAGCCACUGUUGGCCCUGUGAUUGUCAAGGACCAGACAUGCCCACCAUCAAUUGAGCUCAAAGAAUUCAUGGAAGUGGAAGAAGGAACUGAUGUUAACAUAGUGGCCAAAAUUAAAGGUGUGCCAUUCCCAACUCUCACCUGGUUUAAAGCGCCUCCGAAGAAGCCUGAUAGCAAAGAGCCUGUGGUCUAUGACACCCACGUCAACAAGCAGGUAGUGGAUGACACCUGCACGCUAGUUAUCCCUCAGUCUCGCCGGAGCGACACUGGCUUGUAUUCUAUCACUGCCGUAAACAACCUGGGGACAGCGUCGAAGGAGAUGAGACUCAAUGUCCUUGGUCGUCCUGGCCCCCCUGUGGGACCCAUAAAGUUUGAAUCUAUCUCAGCCGAUCAAAUGACACUAUCGUGGCUUCCACCUAAAGAUGACGGUGGGUCCAAGAUUACAAACUAUGUCAUUGAGAAAAGAGAAGCUAACAGGAAGACAUGGGUCCGUGUCUCCAGUGAACCUAAGGAAUGCAUGUACACAAUUCCCAAGCUGCUAGAAGGCCAUGAAUAUGUGUUCCGAAUCAUGGCCCAGAAUAAGUACGGCAUUGGGGAGCCACUGGACAGUGAACCUGAAACAGCACGAAACCUCUUCUUUUUUGAUGACUUCUUGUCAAUUGCUAUCGUUCUCACAGCUGUCCCCGGAGCUCCGGAUAAACCGACGGUGAGCAGCGUGACUCGUAACUCCAUGACGGUCAACUGGGAAGAGCCGGAGUACGAUGGUGGCUCUCCCGUGACUGGGUAUUGGUUGGAAAUGAAGGACACCACUUCAAAGAGAUGGAAGAGAGUUAACCGAGAUCCCAUCAAGGCCAUGACUCUGGGAGUCUCUUAUAAAGUGACUGGCCUUAUUGAAGGUUCUGACUAUCAGUUCCGGGUGUAUGCAAUCAAUGCUGCGGGUGUGGGUCCAGCAAGUCUCCCCUCAGAUCCAGUGACUGCUCGAGAUCCAGUGGCUCCCCCUGGUCCUCCGUUCCCCAAAGUGACAGACUGGACAAAAUCAUCUGUGGACUUGGAAUGGUCACCUCCACUAAAAGAUGGUGGAUCCAAAGUAACUGGAUACAUUGUUGAAUUUAAGGAAGAAGGCAAAGAAGAAUGGGAAAAGGCUAAGGAUAAGGAAGUGAGAGGGACAAAGCUUGUGGUGACCGGGUUAAAAGAAGGAGCAUUCUACAAAUUCCGCGUCCGAGCAGUCAACAUUGCUGGGGUUGGAGAACCUGGAGAGGUCACAGAUGUUAUUGAAAUGAAGGACAGAAUUGUGUCGCCCGACCUUCAGCUAGACGCCAGCGUCAGAGACAGAAUAGUGGUCCACGCUGGAGGGGUGAUCCGCAUCAUAGCCUACGUAUCUGGAAAGCCACCUCCAACUGUCACCUGGAGCAUGAAUGAACGGGCCUUACCUCAAGAAGCCGCCAUUGAGACCACAGCCAUUAGUUCAUCCAUGGUCAUCAAGAACUGCCAGAGGAACCAUCAAGGUGUCUACUCUCUCCUUGCUAAAAACGAAGGCGGAGAAAGAAAGAAGACAAUUAUUGUUGAUGUGCUAGAUGUCCCAGGACCAGUUGGAGUACCAUUCCUCGCUGACAACCUAACCAAUGACUCCUGCAAGCUCACAUGGUUCUCUCCAGAAGAUGAUGGCGGCUCCCCCAUCACCAACUAUGUCAUUCAGAAGCGGGAAGCAGACCGCAAAGCAUGGACCCCUGUGACCUACACAGUCACUCGACAAAACGCUACUGUACAGGGUCUUAUUCAAGGAAAAGCCUACUUUUUCCGAAUUGCAGCUGAAAACAGCAUUGGCAUGGGGCCAUUUGUUGAGACACCAAACGCACUUGUCAUCAGAGAUCCAAUAACUGUCCCAGAGAGACCUGAAGACCUAGAAGUCAAAGAAGUCACUAAAAAUACCGUGUCUUUGACCUGGAAUCCUCCCAAGUACGAUGGUGGAUCAGAAAUUAUUAACUAUGUCCUAGAAAGUCGCCUCAUUGGCACUGAGAAGUUCCACAAAGUUACAAGCGACAACCUGCUUAGCAGGAAAUACACUGUGAAAGGCUUAAAAGAGGGUGACACCUAUGAGUACCGUGUCAGUGCCGUCAAUAUUGUCGGACAAGGCAAGCCGUCAUUCUGCACCAAGCCGAUCACAUGCAAAGAUGAGCUGGCUCCCCCAACACUUGACCUGGACUUCAGAGAUAAACUCACAGUCCGAGUUGGUGAAGCUUUCGCCCUCACUGGCCGUUACUCAGGCAAACCAAAGCCUAAGGUUGAUUGGUUCAAAGAUGAGGCUGAUGUGCUGGAAGAUGACCGCACCCACAUCAAGACUACUCCCACGACACUUGCCCUUGAGAAGACUAAGUCCAAACGCUCAGAUUCUGGAAAAUACUGUGUAGUUGUGGAGAACAGUACAGGCUCCAGGAAAGGUUACUGUCAAGUCAACGUUGUUGACCGUCCUGGACCACCAGUAGGACCUGUCGUUUUUGAUGAGGUCACCAAAGAAUACAUGGUUAUUUCUUGGAAGCCACCUCUUGAUGAUGGAGGAAGUGAGAUUACCAAUUAUAUUAUUGAGAAGAAGGAGCUGGGUAAAGACAUAUGGAUGCCUGUGACUUCUGCCAGCGCUAAAACAACGUGCAAAGUCCCAAAACUGCUUGAAGGAAAAGAUUAUAUCUUCCGGAUUCAUGCUGAAAAUCUGUAUGGAAUAAGUGACCCUCUGGUGUCUGAUUCAAUGAAAGCCAAAGAUCGUUUCAGAGUUCCUGAUGCACCUGAGCAGCCAAUUGUCACAGAGGUCACCAAAGACUCUGCACUAGUGACCUGGAACAAGCCAAACGAUGGAGGAAAGCCCAUCACAAACUACAUCCUGGAAAAGAGGGAAACUAUGUCUAAACGAUGGGUUAGAGUUACCAAAGAGCCUAUCCAUCCGUACACUAAGUUUAGAGUUCCUGAUCUUCUAGAAGGAUGCCAGUAUGAGUUCCGGGUUUCUGCAGAAAAUGAAAUUGGUAUUGGAGACCCAAGUCCACCAUCCAAACCUGUCUUUGCUAGAGAUCCAAUUGCUAAACCAAGCCCACCUAUUAAUCCUGAAGCAGUAGACACGACGUGUAAUUCAGUUGAUCUAACUUGGCAGCCACCACGUCACGAUGGUGGGAGCAAGAUCCUAGGAUACAUUGUGGAGUACCAGAAGGUGGGAGAUGAAGAGUGGCGACGAGCCAAUCACACUCCUGAGUCAUGCCCUGAAACGAAAUAUAAAGUCAGUGGUCUCAGGGAUGGGCAGACCUAUAAGUUCAGAGUACUGGCAGUCAACGAGGCUGGUGAAUCAGACCCGGCCCACGUUCCUGAACCAGUGCUAGUAAAGGACCGACUUGAACCUCCUGAGCUGAUCCUUGAUGCCAACAUGGCAAGAGAACAGCACAUUAAAGUGGGCGACACCCUAAGACUGAGUGCCAUCAUCAAAGGUGUGCCAUUCCCAAAAGUAACCUGGAAAAAAGGAGACAGAGAGGCUCCGACAAAAGCACAAAUUGAUGUUACUCCAGUUGGAAGCAAGCUUGAAAUUCGCAAUGCUGCCCACGAAGAUGGGGGAAUUUAUUCCCUAACUGUGGAGAAUCCAGCUGGUUCAAAAACUGUCUCAGUGAAAGUACUGGUCUUAGAUAAACCUGGGCCACCUAGAGACCUGGAAGUCAGUGAAAUUAGGAAAGAUUCUUGUUACCUUACUUGGAAAGAACCACUGGAUGAUGGCGGUUCUGUUGUGACCAACUAUGUGGUUGAGAGGAAAGAUGUUGCCACUGCCCAGUGGUCCCCUCUUUCAACCACAUCCAAGAAGAAGAGCCACAUGGCUAAACAUCUGAACGAAGGCAACCAGUACCUCUUCCGAGUAGCUGCCGAGAACCAAUAUGGACGUGGUCCUUUCGUUGAGACACCCAAGCCCAUCAAGGCUCUGGAUCCUCUCCAUCCCCCAGGGCCACCCAAGGACCUACACCACGUCGAUGUCGAUAAGACUGAGGUCUCUCUUGUUUGGAAUAAACCAGAUCGCGAUGGUGGCUCUCCAAUCACAGGGUAUCUGGUGGAGUACCAAGAAGAAGGUGCCACGGAUUGGAUUAAGUUCAAGACUGUGAAAAACUUAGAGUGUGUUGUUACGGGCUUACAACAAGGAAAGACUUAUAGAUUCCGGGUUAAAGCUGAAAAUAUCAUAGGUCUUGGUCUCCCUGAUACAACUAUCCCAAUAGAAUGUCAAGAGAAACUAGUGGCUCCAUCUGUGGAAUUAGAUGUGAAGUUAAUUGAAGGGCUCGUUGUAAAAGCUGGUACCACAGUGAGAUUCCCUGCUAUUAUAAGAGGUGUACCUGUCCCUACUGCAAAGUGGACAUCAGAUGGAAUUGAGAUUAAAACGGAAGAUCGCUACACAGUUGAGACUGAUGGCUUCUCCUCGGUGCUGACCAUCAAGAACUGCUUGAGGAAGGAUACUGGGGAAUAUCAGCUCACAGUUUCCAACGCAGCUGGUACCAAAACAGUAGCUGUCCAUCUUACUGUCCUUGAUGUCCCCGGUCCACCAACAGGUCCCAUUAAUAUUCUGGAUGUCACCCCUGAAUACAUGACUAUCUCAUGGCAACCACCUAAGGAUGACGGAGGGAGCCCAGUGAUAAAUUACAUUGUUGAGAAACAAGAUACUAGGAAAGGCACAUGGGGCGUUGUCUCUGCAGGAAGCAGUAAGCUGAAGCUGAAGGUGCCCCAUCUCCAAAAGGGCUGUGAGUAUGUUUUCAGAGUCAAAGCAGAGAACAAGAUGGGCGUUGGCCCUCCCCUUGACUCCACACCUACUGUCGCUAAGCACAAGUUCAGUCCCCCAUCACCUCCUGGCAAACCAGUGGUAACCGACAUUACUGAGAACGAGGCAACGGUGUCUUGGACCCUGCCGAAAUCUGAUGGCGGCAGUCCGAUAACUGGCUACUACGUAGAGCGGCGAGAAAUAACUGGCAAAUGGGUGAGAGUCAACAAAACACCCAUCGCUGACCUGAAGUUCAGGGUGACUGGACUCUAUGAGGGAAAUACAUAUGAGUUUAGAGUUUUUGCUGAAAACCUUGCUGGACUAAGCAAUCCAUCACCAAGUUCUGACCCAAUAAAAGCUUGCCGGCCCAUUAAACCACCAGGGCCACCCAUAAAUCCUAAGCUGAAAGACAAGAGCAAAGAAUCUGCGGACUUGGUGUGGACAAAGCCCCUCAGUGAUGGCGGCAGCCCCAUCCUCGGGUAUGUAGUAGAGUGUCAGAAACCCGGCACCGCGCAGUGGGAUAGGAUCAACAAAGACGAGCUCAUCCGGCAGUGUGCCUACAGGGUACCCGGACUGAUCGAAGGGAAUGAGUACAGAUUCCGCAUCAGGGCAGCUAAUAUUGUGGGUGAGGGAGAGCCAAGAGAACUGGCAGAGUCUGUGAUUGCAAAAGACAUCCUUCAUCCUCCGGAAGUAGAGCUUGAUGUGACAUGCCGUGACGUCAUCACCGUUCGGGUGGGUCAGACGAUUCGCAUUCUCGCUCGAGUCAAAGGCAGACCUGAGCCAGACAUCACUUGGUCUAAGGAGGGCAAAGUCCUGGUCAAGGACAAGCGGGUUGACCUGAUUCAUGAUCUGCCUCGCGUGGAGUUACAAAUUAAAGAAGCGGUCAGAGCCGACCACGGCAAGUACAUCAUCUCUGCUAAGAACAGCAGUGGACACGCCCAAGGAUCAGCCAUUGUUAACGUCCUUGACAGACCUGGGCCUUGCCAGAAUCUGAAGGUUAGCAAUGUCACCAAGGAAAACUGCACAAUUUCUUGGGAAAACCCGCUAGAUAACGGUGGCUCGGAAAUUACAAAUUUCAUAGUAGAAUAUCGUAAGCCAAAUCAGAAAGGCUGGUCAAUCGUUGCCUCAGAUGUCACCAAGAGACUGAUCAAGGCCAACCUGUUGGCCAACAACGAAUACUAUUUCCGUGUUUGUGCGGAGAACAAAGUAGGUGUUGGGCCAACCAUUGAAACAAAGACUCCAAUUCUGGCCAUCAACCCUAUUGACAAGCCAGGAGAGCCAGAAAACCUUCACAUUGCAGAUAAAGGAAAGACAUUUGUCUAUCUAAAAUGGCGACGGCCUAGUUACGACGGUGGCAGCCCAAAUCUGUCAUACCACGUCGAGAGAAGGCUGAAGGGCUCUGCUGACUGGGAAAGAGUGCACAAAGGAAGUAUUAAGGAAACCCAUUACAUGGUUGACAAGUGCGUUGAAAACCAGAUUUAUGAGUUCAGAGUGCAAACUAAGAACGAGGGUGGAGAAAGUGACUGGGUAAGGACAGAGGAAGUUGUUGUGAAGGAAGACUUACAGAAGCCAGUCCUUGAUCUGAAAUUAAGCGGGGUGCUAACUGUCAAAGCAGGGGACACCAUUAGACUCGAGGCAGGUGUGAGAGGCAAACCAUUCCCAGAAGUGGCCUGGACCAAGGACAAGGAUGCUACAGAUCUUACAAGAUCACCAAGGGUCAAGAUUGAUACCAGUGCCGAAUCCUCGAAAUUCUCUUGUACCAAAGCCAAACGAAGCGACGGUGGUAAAUAUGUAGUCACGGCAACUAAUCCAGCCGGCAGUUUUGUGGCCUACGCUACUGUCAAUGUUUUAGAUAAGCCUGGACCUGUAAGAAACCUGAAAAUCACAGAUGUGUCCAGCGAUCGGUGUACUAUCCGCUGGGAUCCACCAGAAGAUGAUGGUGGCUGUGAAAUCCAAAAUUAUAUCCUGGAAAAGUGCGAGAGCAAGAGAAUGGUGUGGUCUACCUAUUCCGCUAAUGUCUUGACACCUGGUGCUACGGUGACCCGUCUCAUAGAAGGAAAUGAAUAUAUUUUCAGAGUCCGUGCAGAAAACAAAAUAGGCACAGGGCCUCCAACAGAAAGUAAACCCGUCAUAGCAAAAACCAAGUACGACAGACCCGGCCGCCCUGAUCCUCCGGAAAUCACCAAAGUGAGCAAAGAAGAGAUGACUGUGGUUUGGAAUGCCCCCGAAUACGACGGUGGGAAGUCUAUCACAGGGUACUAUUUGGAGAGAAAAGAAAAACACGCCGUCCGCUGGGUCCCUGUCAACAAGAGUGCCAUCCCCGAGAGGCGACUGAAAGUGCAGAAUCUCCUCCCAGGACAUGAGUAUCAGUUCCGUGUCAAGGCAGAAAAUGAGGUUGGCAUUGGAGAACCAAGCUUACCCUCAAGACCAGUAGUGGCAAAAGAUCCCAUAGAACCACCUGGCCCGCCAACCAAUUUCAAAGUGGUUGAUACAACCAAAAAUUCCAUAACUCUGGGAUGGGGAAAACCAGUCUAUGAUGGAGGUGCACCCAUAAUUGGAUAUGUUGUCGAGAUGAGACCCAAAAUAGCGGACGCCUCACCCGAUGAGGGCUGGAAAAGGUGCAACGCUGCCGCCCAACUUGUUCGCAUGGAAUUCACAGUCACCAGUUUGGAUGAAAACCAGGAGUAUGAGUUCAGGGUGUGCGCCCAAAAUCAAGUCGGUAUUGGGCGCCCUGCAGAGCUAAAGGAAGCCAUCAAACCUAAAGAAAUCCUCGAGCCUCCAGAGAUCGACUUGGAUGCCAGCAUGAGAAAACUGGUCGUCGUGAGAGCAGGCUGCCCCAUUCGGCUGUUUGCAAUAGUGAGAGGACGCCCCGCCCCCAAAGUCACGUGGCGCAAAGUGGGGAUUGAUAAUGUGGUCCGAAAAGGACAAGUCGAUCUCGUUGACACCAUGGCCUUCCUUGUCAUCCCCAACUCUACCCGUGAUGACUCAGGAAAAUACUCCUUGACCCUGGUGAACCCAGCAGGAGAAAAAGCCGUUUUUGUGAACGUCAAAGUACUAGAUACUCCUGGACCUGUGUCUGAUUUAAAAGUUUCGGAUGUCACGAAAACAUCCUGCCACGUGUCCUGGGGCCCUCCUGAAAAUGACGGCGGGAGCCAAGUGACACAUUACAUUGUGGAGAAGCGUGAGGCAGAAAGAAAAACAUGGUCAACAGUUACACCCGAAGUGAAGAAGACAAGCUUCAAUGUCACCAACCUUGUUCCCGGGAAUGAAUAUUACUUCCGAGUAACUGCUGUCAAUGAAUACGGCCCCGGGGUCCCAACAGAUGUCCCCAAACCUGUGCUUGCAUCAGAUCCUCUCAGUGAGCCGGAUCCUCCAAGAAAACUUGAAGUAACAGAAAUGACAAAGAACAGUGCUACGCUGGCCUGGUUACCUCCCCUGCGUGAUGGGGGUGCUAAAAUUGAUGGCUACAUCAUUAGUUACAGAGAGGAAGACCAGCCUGCAGAUCGCUGGACAGAGUACUCGGUGGUCAAAGACCUCAGCCUCAUUGUCACCGGCCUAAAGGAAGGAAAGAAAUACAAGUUCCGAGUUGCAGCGAGGAAUGCUGUCGGCGUCAGCCUGCCAAGAGAAGCCGAGGGCGUCUACGAAGCCAAAGAGCAGCUAUUGCCACCGAAGAUCCUCAUGCCCGAGCAGAUCACCAUCAAAGCUGGGAAGAAACUCCGAGUCGAAGCCCAUGUGUAUGGGAAGCCCAACCCCAUCUGUAAAUGGAAGAAAGGAGAGGACGAAGUUGUCACAUCCAGCCACCUGGCCAUCCAUAAAGCGGACAAUUCUUCGGUCCUGAUCAUAAAGGAUGUCACCAGGAAAGACAGUGGUUACUACAGCCUCACCGCAGAAAAUAGCUCGGGGACAGACACUCAGAAAAUCAAAGUUACAGUCAUGGACGCUCCUGGUCCGCCCCAGCCUCCAUUUGACAUUUCUGAUAUCGAUGCUGACGCUUGCUCCCUGUCUUGGCACAUCCCUCUUGAGGAUGGAGGCAGUAGCAUCACCAAUUACAUAGUAGAGAAGUGUGAUGUAAGCCGUGGAGAUUGGGUCACAGCUCUAGCUUCGGUCACCAAGACGUCCUGCAGGGUUGGCAAGCUGAUCCCCGGACAGGAGUAUAUCUUCCGGGUCCGUGCUGAAAACAGAUUCGGCAUUUCAGAGCCUCUCACAUCUCCAAAGAUGCUCGCUAAAUUCCCGUUCGAUGUUCCUAGUGAGCCAAAAAAUGCUCGAGUCACUAAAGUCAACAAAGACUGCAUAUUUGUUGCAUGGGACAGACCAGACAGUGAUGGAGGAAGCCCCAUCACUGGUUACCUGAUUGAACGCAAAGAAAGAAACAGUUUACUCUGGGUGAAGGCUAACGACACUGUCGUCCGGUCAACUGAAUAUCCUUGUGCUGGCCUUGUAGAAGAUCCCCCAGGGAAACCUGAAGUUGUUGACGUCACCAAGAACUCUGCCUCCCUUAUCUGGGCCCGUCCAAAGCACGACGGAGGCAGCAAAAUUAUUGGCUAUUUUGUAGAAGCUUGCAAGCUUCCUGGUGAUAAGUGGGUUCGGUGUAAUACCACACCUCACCAGAUUCCCCAGGAAGAGUACACAGCUACGGGGUUAGAAGAGAAUGCUCAAUAUCAAUUUAGAGCGAUUGCCAAGACUGCUGUGAACAUUAGCCAGCCUUCUGAGCCUUCCGACCCAGUGACUAUUCUUGCAGAAAAUGUUCCUCCCAGGAUAGAACUCAGUGUUGAAAUGAAGUCUCUGCUUACUGUGAAAGCUGGAACUAACGUCUGCUUGGAUGCUACUGUGUUUGGUAAACCAAUGCCAACAGUUUCCUGGAAAAAAGAUGGCACGCCAAUAAAACCAGUGGAAGGUAUAAAGAUGGCAAUGAAGCGGAACUUGUGCACCUUGGAGCUGUUCAGCGUGAACCGGAAGGACUCGGGAGACUACACCAUUACUGCCGAAAAUGCCAGUGGUUCCAAAUCAGCCACCAUUAAGCUCAAAGUACUAGAUAAACCAGGUCCUCCAGCAUCUGUCAAAAUCAACAAGAUGUAUGCGGAUCGUGCCAUGCUGUCUUGGGAACCUCCUCUCGAGGACGGAGGCUCAGAAAUCACCAACUACAUCGUUGACAAGCGGGAAACGAGCAGGCCUAACUGGGCUCAGGUCUCUGCCACUGUGCCCAUCACCAGCUGCACCGUGGAGAAACUUAUAGAGGGCCAUGAAUACCAGUUCCGUAUCUGUGCUGAAAACAAAUACGGAGUGGGUGACCCCAUCCUCACUGAGCCAGCGAUUGCUAAAAACCCAUACGACCCACCUGGACGCUGUGACCCUCCUGUCAUUAGCAAUGUCACUAAGGAUCACAUGACAGUCAGCUGGAAAGCCCCUGCCGAUGACGGUGGCUCACCUAUCACUGGAUACUUGGUUGAAAAGCGGGAAACUCAGGCAGUUAACUGGACUAAAGUCAACAGAAAACCUGUCAUAGAAAGAACGUUAAAAGCAACAGGUCUCCAGGAAGGCACUGAGUAUGAAUUCCGAGUCACUGCUAUAAAUAAAGCUGGACCCGGCAAACCCAGUGAUGCAUCCAAAGCCGUGUAUGCUCAGGACCCACUGUAUCCUCCUGGCCCACCAGCUUUCCCUAAAGUAUACGAUACCACCCGUAGCUCUGUGAGCCUAUCAUGGGGCAAGCCAGCCUUUGAUGGAGGCAGCCCCAUCAUUGGUUAUCUUGUGGAAGCCAAGCGAGCCGAUUCUGAUCACUGGGUAAGGUGCAAUUUACCAGAGAAGCUGCAGAAAACCCGCUUCGAGGUGACCGGCCUGAUGGAAAACACUGAGUAUCAGUUCCGCGUGUACGCUGUGAAUAAGAUCGGCUACAGUGACCCGAGUGAUGUACCAGACAAGCACUGCCCCAAGGACAUCCUAAUUCCACCCGAGGGAGAACUCGAUGCCGAGUUAAGAAAAACACUCAUUUUACGUGCUGGAGUUACCAUGAGACUCUACGUGCCCGUCAAAGGACGUCCACCACCAAAGAUCACUUGGUCGAAACCAAAUGUCAAUCUAAGAGAACGGAUUGGACUGGACAUAAAGUCCACCGACUUUGACACUUUCCUGCGCUGUGAAAACGUGAACAAGUACGACGCGGGGAAAUACAUCUUGACCUUGGAGAACAGCUGUGGGAAGAAGGAGUACACCAUUGUAGUCAAGGUGCUCGAUACUCCUGGGCCACCUGUCAAUGUGACGGUUAAGGAAAUAUCCAAGGACUCUGCAUACAUUACCUGGGAUCCCCCCAUUAUCGAUGGUGGGAGCCCCAUCAUCAACUACGUAGUUGAGAAGCGGGAUGCAGAGAGGAAAUCCUGGUCGACAGUGACCACUGAGUGCUCAAAGACAAGCUUCAGAGUCUCUAACUUGGAGGAGGGGAAAUCCUACUACUUCAGAGUGUUCGCUGAAAAUGAGUACGGCAUUGGGGAUCCGGGUGAGACACGGGAUGCCGUCAAGGCGUCAGAAACCCCGGGACCUGUUGUUGACCUCAAAGUGCUGGCCGUGACCAAGUCAUCCUGUACCAUUGGCUGGAAGAAGCCUCGCAGCGAUGGUGGGAGUAGAAUUACUGGCUACGUGGUCGAUUUCCUGACAGAAGAAAAUAAGUGGCAACGAGUUAUGAAGUCAUUGAGCCUACAGUACUCCGCCAAAGACCUGAAGGAAGGGAAGGAAUACACCUUCAGAGUGAGCGCUGAAAAUGAAAACGGAGAAGGAACCCCAAGCGAAAUCGUCGUCGUGGCAAAGGAUGACGUUGUGGCUCCUGAUCUUGACUUAAAGGAUCUACCUGAUUUGUGCUACUUGGCUAAAGAAAACAGCAACUUCCGCCUGAAGAUCCCCAUAAAGGGCAAGCCAGCACCGUCCGUGUCUUGGAAGAAGGGGGAGGAUCCUCUACCAACUGACACCAGAGUCAGUGUCGAGUCCACGGCAGUCAAUACGACUCUUGUAGUAUAUGACUGCCAAAAAUCCGACGCUGGGAAAUACACAAUCACGCUGAAGAACACUGCUGGCACCAAGGAAGGGACUCUCUCCAUAAAGGUUGUUGGCAAGCCUGGCAUCCCCACUGGACCAAUCAAAUUUGAUGAAGUCACAGCAGAAGCCAUGACCCUGAAAUGGGGUCCUCCGAAGGACGACGGAGGUUCUGAAAUCACCAACUAUGUCCUAGAGAAGAGAGAUUCUGUGAACAACAAGUGGGUGACAUGUGCUUCCGCUGUCCAGAAAACCACCUUCCGAGUCACUAGACUGCAUGAGGGUGUGGAGUACACCUUCAGGGUCAGUGCUGAAAAUAAAUACGGUGUGGGAGAAGGCCUCAAGUCCGAGCCAAUCGUUGCCAAGCACCCAUUUGAUGUGCCUGAUGCUCCACCACCUCCCAAUAUUGUGGAUGUCAGACAUGAUUCAGUGUCUCUAACAUGGACCGAUCCUAAAAAGACUGGUGGCUCACCAAUUACAGGGUAUCAUAUCGAAUUCAAGGAAAGAAACAGCCUUCUAUGGAAGAGAGCUAACAAGACUCCUAUAAGGAUGAAAGAUUUCAAAGUGACCGGAUUAACUGAAGGUCUUGAAUAUGAAUUCCGAGUUAUGGCUAUCAAUCUAGCAGGAGUGGGCAAGCCAAGCCUGCCCUCAGAGCCAGUUGUAGCCCUUGAUCCAAUUGAUCCUCCUGGAAAACCUGAGGUUAUUAGUGUAACAAGGAAUUCAGUGACUCUCAUCUGGACAGAACCCAAAUAUGACGGUGGCCAUAAAUUAACAGGGUACAUAGUAGAGAAGAGGGAUCUGCCGUCCAAGUCUUGGAUGAAGGCCAACCACAUUAAUGUUCCAGACUGUGCCUUCACUGUAACUGACCUUGUCGAAGGUGGAAAAUACGAGUUCAGAAUCCGAGCAAAGAACACAGCAGGUGCUAUCAGCGCUCCAUCAGAGAGCACAGGAACUGUCAUUUGCAAGGAUGAGUACGAGGCACCCACCAUUGUCCUUGAUCCCACAAUCAAAGAUGGGCUGACAGUUAAAGCAGGGGACACCAUUGUUUUAAGUGCCAUUAGCAUUCUUGGAAAACCCCUUCCAAAGUCAAGCUGGUCCAAGGCGGGAAAAGAUAUCAGACCAUCGGAUAUUGCCCAAAUAACUUCAACCCCAACAUCAUCCAUGCUGACAGUCAAGUACGCCACAAGAAAGGAUGCUGGUGAAUACACCAUCACUGCCACAAACCCUUUUGGCACAAAGGAGGAACACGUGAGGGUAUCGGUCCUUGAUGUACCUGGUCCCCCAGGUCCCAUUGAAAUCAGUAACAUUUCUGCUGAGAAAGCAACACUCACAUGGACACCUCCCUUGGAAGAUGGCGGAUCACCAAUUAAGGCUUACGUUCUUGAAAAGAGAGAAACCAGCCGGCUUUUGUGGACAGUGGUUUCUGAAGAUAUUCAGGCCUGCAGGCAUGUGGUAACCAAACUCAUCCAAGGAAACGAAUACCUUUUCCGCGUGUCGGCGGUAAACCAGUACGGCAAAGGAGAACCUGUUCAGUCUGAACCCGUCAAGAUGGUAGACAGAUUUGGUCCCCCGGGCCCUCCUGGAAAACCAGAGAUAUCAAAUGUCACGAAGAACACUGCCACUGUAAGCUGGAAGAGACCGACUGAUGACGGUGGCAGUGAGAUCACGGGUUAUCAUGUUGAAAGGAGGGAGAAGAAAGGCUUGAGAUGGGUGAGAGCCACAAAGACUCCAGUUUCUGACCUCAGGUGCAAAGUGACUGGGCUCCAAGAAGGAAACACCUAUGAGUUUCGUGUCAGUGCGGAGAACAGAGCGGGCAUUGGUCCACCGAGCGAUGCCUCAAACCCUGUUCUGAUGAAAGAUGUGGCCUAUCCUCCGGGACCACCUUCAAACGCGCAUGUCACCGAUACCACCAAGAAAUCAGCAUCUUUAGCAUGGGGCAAGCCUCAUUAUGAUGGCGGGCUUGAAAUCACUGGUUACAUAGUGGAGCAUCAGAAAGUAGGAGAUGAGGCCUGGAUUAAAGACACAACAGGAACAGCCCUCAGAAUCACUCAGUUUGUUGUUCCUGACCUUCAGACUAAAGAAAAGUACAACUUUAGAAUUAGUGCUGUCAAUGAUGCAGGCGUCGGGGAGCCAGCGGUGAUUUCAGAUGUUGAAAUCGUAGAGAAGGAAAUGGCUCCUGAUUUUGAGCUAGAUGCUGAGCUGCGCAGAACACUGGUGGUUAGGGCAGGACUCAGCAUUAGGAUUUUUGUGCCAAUUAAAGGUCGUCCUGCCCCUGAAGUGACAUGGACCAAAGAUAAUAUCAACCUGAAGCACCGAGCCAACAUCGAAAACACGGAGUCAUUCACUCUUCUCAUUAUCCCAGAAUGUAACAGAUACGACACUGGCAAGUUCGUGAUGACCAUCGAAAACCCAGCCGGGAAGAAGAGUGGCUUUGUCAACGUCAGAGUCCUAGACACCCCAGGUCCUGUCCUUAACCUAAGGCCGACAGACAUCACAAAGGACAGCGUCACCCUACACUGGGACCUCCCUCUGAUAGACGGGGGCUCGCGUAUAACAAACUACAUUGUGGAGAAACGCGAAGCAACGAGGAAAUCAUACUCCACCGUUACCACGAAAUGCCACAAGUGUACGUAUAAAGUAACUGGCUUGACAGAAGGCUGCGAAUACUUCUUCAGAGUGAUGGCAGAAAAUGAAUUUGGAAUCGGGGAGCCCUCGGAAACUACAGAGCCUGUAAGAGCCUCCGAAGCACCGUUGCCCCCAGACAGCCUUAACAUUAUGGACAUAACCAAGAACACAGUCAGCCUGGCAUGGCCCAAACCCAGGCAUGAUGGUGGCAGCAAGAUCACUGGCUACGUGAUUGAAGCCCAGAGGAAAGGGUCUGACCAGUGGACCCACAUCUCAACUGUGAAGGGGUUGGAAUGCGUGGUGAGGAAUCUGACUGAAGGAGAGGAAUAUACCUUCCAAGUGAUGGCGGUAAACAGUGCGGGCAGAAGUGCUCCCCGAGAAAGCAGACCCGUCAUCGUCAAGGAGCAGACGAUGCUUCCAGAGUUGGAUCUCCGUGGUAUCUACCAGAAGCUUGUCAUUGCCAGAGCUGGGGACAACAUCAAAGUUGAAAUUCCAGUACUUGGUCGACCCAAGCCCACAGUUACAUGGAAAAAGGGAGACCAAAUCCUUAAACAGACACAGAGAGUUAAUGUUGAAAACACAGCGACCUCAACCAUCUUAAAUAUCAAUGAGUGUGUCAGAAGUGAUAGCGGACCCUAUCCAUUAACAGCCAAGAACACUGUAGGAGAAGUUGGUGAUGUCAUAACCAUUCAAGUCCAUGAUAUCCCGGGACCACCUAAAGGACCAAUUAAAUUUGACGAAGUUUCUUCUGACUUUGUAACCUUCUCUUGGGAGCCACCGGAAAAUGAUGGCGGUGUCCCAAUAAGCAACUAUGUCGUAGAAAUGCGACAGUCAGACAGUACCACAUGGGUGGAGUUAGCAACGACUGUCAUCCGUACCACCUACAAAGCCACUCGCCUGACUACAGGAGUGGAGUACCAAUUCCGCGUCAAAGCGCAAAACAGAUACGGAGUCGGACCGGGAAUCACAUCUGCGUCCAUAGUUGCUAACUAUCCAUUUAAGGUGCCCGGGCCUCCCGGCACCCCUCAGGUUACUGCGGUCACCAAAGACUCGAUGACAAUUAGCUGGCACGAACCGCUUUCUGAUGGUGGCAGCCCCAUUCUAGGCUAUCACGUCGAAAGGAAAGAACGCAAUGGCAUUCUCUGGCAGACUGUGAGCAAAGCAUUGGUGCCAGGCAACAUCUUCAAAUCAACUGGACUUACAGAUGGCAUUGCGUAUGAGUUCCGCGUAAUUGCAGAAAACAUGGCGGGCAAGAGCAAACCCAGCAAGCCAUCGGAACCAAUGUUUGCUUUGGAUCCCAUCGACCCGCCCGGGAAACCAGUGCCUCUAAACAUCACGAGACACACAGUGACCCUUAAGUGGGCUAAGCCCGAAUACACAGGAGGCUUUAAAAUUACUAGUUAUGUGGUUGAAAAGAGGGACCUGCCUAACGGACGGUGGCUCAAGGCCAACUUCAGCAACAUCUUAGAGAAUGAGUUUACCGUCAGUGGACUAACCGAAGAUGCCGCAUAUGAGUUCCGGGUGAUUGCCAAAAACGCCGCAGGGGCCAUCAGUCCGCCAUCGGAGCCGUCAGACGCCAUCACAUGCAGGGAUGACCUUGAGGCACCAAGAAUCAUGGUGGAUGUUAAAUUUAAGGACACCAUCACCUUAAAGGCUGGUGAAGCCUUCAAGCUCGAAGCUGAUGUUUCAGGCCGCCCACCUCCAACCAUGGAGUGGGCUAAGGACGGCAAGGAGCUCGAGGGCACUGCAAAACUGGAAAUAAAAAUUGCGGACUUCUCCACACACCUCAUCAACAAGGAUUCAUCCAGGACAGACAGUGGGGCUUACAUCCUGACAGCGACCAACCCUGGUGGCUUUGCCAAGCACAUUUUCAAUGUCAGGGUUCUCGAUAGACCAGGACCACCUGAAGGACCCUUAGCUGUGUCGGAGGUGACAUCAGAAAAGUGUGUGUUGUCAUGGUUGCCUCCCCUGGAUGACGGAGGUGCCAAAAUCGAUCAUUACAUAGUGCAGAAGCGUGAAACCAGCAGGUUGGCCUGGACCAACGUUGCCACAGAAGUCCAAGUAACCAAGCUGAAGGUCACUAAGCUUCUGAAAGGCAAUGAGUACAUAUUCCGUGUCAUGGCUGUAAAUAAGUAUGGGGUUGGGGAACCCCUAGAGUCAGAGCCUGUGCUUGCAGUGGAUCCUUAUGGGCCACCUGAUCCACCCAAGAACCCUGAAGUCACCACCAUCACCAAAGACUCCAUGGUUGUCUGCUGGGGACAUCCCGACUCUGACGGUGGGAGUGAAAUCAUCAAUUACAUUGUGGAACGGCGUGAUAAAGCUGGCCAGCGCUGGGUAAAAUGCAACAAAAAGACUCUUACAGACCUAAGAUAUAAAGUGUCUGGGCUGACAGAAGGACAUGAAUAUGAGUUCAGAAUAAUGGCAGAAAACGCAGCUGGAAUUAGUGCACCAAGUGCCACCAGCCCAUUUUAUAAAGCCUGCGACACCGUGUUUAAACCUGGCCCACCAGGUAACCCACGUGUCCUUGACACAAGCAGGUCCUCCAUUUCGAUUGCAUGGAAUAAACCUAUCUACGAUGGAGGUUCUGAAAUCACUGGGUAUAUGGUUGAGAUUGCCCUGCCGGAAGAAGAUGAGUGGCAGGUUGUCACUCCCCCAGCUGGGCUCAAAGCAACUUCCUAUACCAUCACCAACCUCAUAGAGAAUCAGGAAUAUAAAAUCCGCAUCUAUGCCAUGAAUUCCGAAGGAGUUGGAGAACCUGCCCUUGUUCCCGGGACUCCAAAGGCAGAAGAAAGAAUGCUGCCUCCGGAGAUCGAACUGGACGCUGAGUUACGCAAAGUUGUGACUAUCAGAGCCUGUUGUACCCUGAGACUCUUUGUUCCCAUCAAGGGGAGACCAGCACCCGAGGUCAAGUGGGCUAGAGAGCAUGGAGAAUCAUUGGAUAAAGCUAGCAUUGAAUCCACAAGCUCUUAUACCCUGCUGAUCGUUGGCAAUGUUAAUAGGUUCGACAGCGGCAAGUACAUACUAACUGUAGAAAACAGCUCCGGCAGCAAGACUGCAUUUGUCAACGUUAGAGUGCUAGACACACCAGGCCCUCCACAGAACCUAAAGAUAAAGGAGGUCACAAAGACAUCGGUCACGCUGACGUGGGAGCCCCCUCUCCUCGAUGGAGGCUCAAAAAUAAAGAACUAUAUCGUUGAAAAGCGAGAGUCCACAAGAAAGGCGUAUUCGACGGUUGCGACAAACUGCCAUAAGACUUCCUGGAAAGUGGACCAGCUCCAGGAAGGCUGCAGUUACUAUUUCCGGGUGCUUGCUGAGAAUGAAUACGGCGUCGGACUGCCUGCUGAGACGGCAGAGUCUGUGAAGGCAUCGGAACGACCUCUCCCUCCAGGGAAGAUAACUCUGAUGGACGUCACAAGGAACAGUGUGUCUCUGUCUUGGGAGAAGCCAGAGCAUGACGGAGGCAGCCGAAUCCUUGGCUACAUCGUCGAGAUGCAGAGCAAAGGCAGCGACAAAUGGGCCACGUGUGCCACGGUGAAAGUCACGGAAGCCACCAUCACUGGGUUGAUUCAGGGCGAAGAAUACUCUUUCCGUGUUUCAGCGCAGAAUGAAAAGGGCAUCAGUGACCCCAGGCAGCUGAGUGUCCCGGUGAUUGCUAAAGACCUUGUGAUUCCGCCAGCCUUCAAACUCCUCUUCAAUACAUUCACUGUGCUGGCAGGUGAAGACCUAAAAAUCGAUGUCCCAUUCGUCGGCCGCCCAACACCGGCUGUCACCUGGCAAAAAGACGAUGUGCCGCUGAAGCAAACGACCAGAAUCAACGCAGAGAGCACAGAGAACAAUUCCCUGCUGACGAUAAAGGAAGCCUGCCGAGAAGACGUCGGCCAUUACACAGUCAAACUGACUAACUCAGCAGGUGAAGCCACAGAAACCCUUAAUGUCAUCGUUCUCGACAAACCAGGGCCUCCAACGGGACCGGUGAAAAUGGAUGAAGUGACAGCAGACAGUGUAACCCUUUCCUGGGAGCCACCCAAGUACGAUGGAGGAAGCUCCAUCAAUAAUUACAUCGUGGAGAAGCGGGACACCUCCACGACUACCUGGCAAAUUGUGUCAGCUACUGUUGCAAGAACAACCAUCAAGGCCUGCAGGCUCAAGACAGGGUGCGAAUACCAGUUCCGAAUCGCUGCUGAAAACAGAUACGGGAAGAGUACCUAUCUCAAUUCUGAGCCUGUUGUUGCUCAGUACCCAUUCAAAGUGCCGGGUCCACCGGGCACGCCAUUUGUCACUCUUGCCUCCAAAGACAGCAUGGAAGUACAGUGGCAUGAGCCAGUCAGUGACGGUGGGAGCAGAGUCAUUGGCUACCAUCUAGAACGCAAAGAAAGAAACAGCAUCCUCUGGGUCAAGCUGAACAAAACACCUAUUCCUCAAACCAAGUUCAAGACCACUGGCCUUGAGGAAGGUAUCGAAUAUGAAUUCAGAGUGUCUGCAGAGAACAUUGUAGGCAUCGGCAAGCCAAGUAAACCAUCAGAAUGUUACGUAGCUCGUGACCCAUGCGAUCCACCAGGACGGCCAGAGGCGAUCAUUGUCACAAGGAAUUCUGUGACUCUUCAGUGGAAGAAACCCACCUAUGAUGGCGGAAGCAAGAUCACUGGGUAUGUGGUUGAGAAGAAAGAAUUACCAGACGGCCGCUGGAUGAAAGCCAGCUUUACAAAUAUCAUCGACACCCAGUUUGAGGUAACUGGCCUGAUUGAAGAUCACAGAUAUGAAUUCCGGGUUAUAGCUCGAAACGCUGCCGGAGUGUUCAGUGAGCCCUCAGAAAGUACUGGGGCCAUAACAGCGAGAGAUGAGGUAGAGCCACCAAGGAUAAGCAUGGACCCCAAAUACAAAGACACAGUUGUGGUUCAUGCUGGUGAGUCAUUCAAGAUUGAGGCAGAUAUAUAUGGCAAGCCAAUCCCAACCACUCAGUGGGUAAAAGGUGACCAGGAACUUUCAAGCACAGCUCGGCUGGAAAUCAAGAGCACUGACUUUGCCACCAGUCUCGGUGUCAAAGACGCAGUACGUGUUGACAGUGGCAAUUACGUCCUGAAGGCCAAAAACGUGGCGGGAGAGAGAUCAGUUACUGUCAACGUCAAAGUUCUUGAUCGACCAGGACCACCUGAGGGACCUGUUGCCAUCUCAGGGGUGACAGCAGAAAAGUGCACACUGGCUUGGAAGCCCCCCCUUCAGGAUGGUGGGAGCGAUAUCACAAAUUACAUCGUGGAAAGGCGAGAAACCAGCCGCCUCGUCUGGACUCUGGUCGACGCCAAUGUGCAAACGCUCAGCUGCAAAGUGACGAAGCUUCUGGAAGGGAAUGAAUAUAUUUUCCGGAUAAUGGCCGUGAACAAAUAUGGUGUCGGUGAGCCUCUCGAAUCUGAGCCAUUACUUGCCAAGAAUCCAUUCGUGGUCCCAGAUGCACCCAAAGCUCCAGAGGUUACGACUGUGACCAAAGACUCAAUGAUUGUUGUGUGGGAAAGGCCGGCAUCUGAUGGCGGCAGUGAGAUUCUAGGAUAUGUUCUGGAGAAACGGGACAAAGAAGGCAUAAGAUGGACCAGAUGCCACAAGCGUCUGAUCGGAGAGCUGCGCUUGAGAGUAACUGGGCUCCUAGAAAACCACAAUUAUGAAUUCCGAGUCUCAGCUGAAAAUGCCGCUGGGCUCAGUGAGCCAAGCCCGCCUUCUGCUUACCAAAAGGCUUGUGACCCCGUUUAUAAGCCAGGCCCACCAAACAACCCCAAAGUCACCGAUGUUACCAGAUCUUCAGUGUUCCUUUCUUGGAGCAAACCUAUCUACGAUGGUGGCUGUGAAAUCCAGGGAUACAUCGUGGAAAAAUGUGACGUGAGUGUCGGCGAAUGGACCAUGUGCACGCCACCGACUGGAGUCAACAAAACUCACCUGGAAGUGGAGAAGCUGGUGGAAAAGCAUGAAUACAACUUCCGCAUCUGUGCCAUCAAUAAAGCUGGAGUGGGGGAGCAUGCCGACGUCCCUGGACCUGUACUGGUCGAAGAAAAGCUUGAGGCGCCCGAUGUAGACCUUGACCUUGAACUAAGGAAGGUUAUUAAUAUAAGGGCAGGUGGCUCCUUAAGGCUGUUUGUCCCAAUAAAAGGUCGUCCCACCCCAGAAGUCAAGUGGGGGAAAGUAGAUGGUGACAUCCGAGAUGCCGCUAUAAUUGACGUCACUAGCAGUUUCACGUCUCUUGUUCUUGACAACGUCAAUCGGUACGAUAGCGGGAAGUACACGCUCACGUUAGAGAACAGCAGUGGGACGAAAUCUGCCUUCGUGACCGUGAGGGUUCUGGACACGCCAAGCCCACCCGUCAACCUGAAAGUCACAGAAAUCACCAAAGACUCGGUAUCCAUUACGUGGGAGCCGCCUCUGUUGGAUGGUGGAUCAAAAAUUAAAAAUUACAUUGUUGAGAAACGUGAAGCCACAAGAAAAUCCUAUGCUGCUGUGGUGACGAACUGCCAUAAGAACUCCUGGAAAAUUGAACAGCUCCAAGAAGGCUGCAGUUACUACUUCAGAGUCACCGCGGAGAACGAAUAUGGUAUUGGCCUUCCCGCCCGCACUGCAGAUCCAAUCAAGGUUGCAGAAGUCCCACAGCCUCCAGGGAAAAUCACUGUGGAUGAUGUCACCAGAAACAGCGUCUCUUUGAGUUGGACAAAGCCUGAACAUGAUGGUGGCAGUAAAAUCAUUCAGUAUAUUGUAGAAAUGCAAGCGAAGAACACCGAUAAGUGGUCAGAGUGUGCUAGGGUGAAGUCGCUUGAAGCGGUUAUUACCAACCUAACUCAGGGAGCAGAAUAUCUCUUCCGAGUUGUUGCUGUAAAUGAAAAAGGAAGAAGUGACCCGCGGUCCCUUGCAGUUCCAAUAGUUGCCAAGGAUCUAGUCAUCGAACCAGAUGUGAGACCACCAUUCAGCAGCUACAGUGUCCAGGUUGGGCAAGAUUUGAAAGUAGAAGUACCAAUUUCCGGACGUCCUAAACCAACCAUUUCCUGGACCAAAGACGGGGUGCCGCUGAAGCAGACCACAAGAAUCAAUGUUACCGACUCCCUUGACCUUACCACCCUCAGUAUUAAAGAAACUCAUAAAGACGACGGCGGACAGUACGGAAUCACAGUUGCCAAUGUCGUGGGUCAGAAAACAGCAACCAUUGAAAUUAUUGCUCUAGAUAAGCCUGAUCCUCCAAGAGGGCCUGUUAAAUUUGAUGAAGUCAGUGCAGAGAGUAUUACAUUAUCUUGGGAGCCUCCCUUAUACACAGGGGGUUGCCAAAUAACCAAUUACAUUGUUCAGAAAAGAGAUACAACCACCACAGUAUGGGAUGUCGUCUCUGCCACUGUUGCCAGAACUACACUCAAAGUAACCAAACUGAAAACUGGUACAGAAUACCAAUUCAGAAUAUUUGCUGAAAACCGAUAUGGACAAAGCUUUGCUUUAGAGUCAGAACCAAUUGUAGCUCAGUAUCCCUACAAAGAACCAGGCCCUCCGGGGACACCAUUUGCCACGGCCAUCUCCAAAGACGCUAUGGUCCUCCAAUGGCAUGAACCAAUCAACAAUGGUGGAAGCCCAGUCAUAGGUUACCACCUUGAGAGAAAGGAAAGGAAUAGCAUUUUGUGGACAAAAGUCAACAAAACUAUCAUUCAUGACACCCAGUUUAAAGCCUUGAACCUUGAAGAAGGCAUUGAGUACGAAUUUAGAGUUUACGCGGAGAAUAUUGUCGGUGUCGGCAAGGCAAGCAAGAAUUCUGAAUGCUAUGUAGCCCGCGACCCCUGCGACCCGCCAGGAACCCCAGAAGCAAUCAUAGUUAAGAGAAAUGAAAUCACACUGCAGUGGACCAAGCCUGUGUAUGACGGUGGAAGUAUGAUCACCGGUUACAUCGUAGAGAAACGUGAUUUACCUGAAGGUCGCUGGAUGAAAGCCAGUUUUACGAAUGUCAUUGAAACUCAAUUCACUGUGUCGGGUCUCACUGAAGAUGAAAGAUACGAAUUCAGAGUCAUUGCAAAGAAUGCAGCUGGCGCAAUAAGUAAGCCCUCUGAUAGCACUGGGCCAAUAACAGCCAAGGAUGAGGUUGAACUCCCACGGAUUUCAAUGGAUCCAAAAUUCAGAGACACAAUAGUGGUAAAUGCCGGAGAAACAUUCCGACUGGAGGCUGACGUCCAUGGAAAGCCCCUACCCACCAUCGAGUGGCUAAGAGGAGAUAAGGAGAUUGAAGAAUCAGCUAGAUGUGAAAUAAAAAACACAGAUUUCAAAGCUUUACUUAUUGUAAAAGAUGCCAUUCGAAUCGACGGCGGACAGUAUAUUUUGAGGGCCUCUAAUGUUGCCGGUUCUAAGUCAUUCCCAGUGAAUGUGAAAGUGCUUGACAGACCAGGCCCUCCGGAAGGGCCAGUUCAGGUUACUGGAGUCACGUGUGAAAAAUGCACUUUGGCAUGGUCUCCACCACUUCAAGAUGGCGGCAGUGACAUUUCUCACUAUGUUGUUGAGAAGCGAGAAACCAGUCGACUCGCAUGGACCGUGGUUGCUUCAGAAGUUGUGACUAACUCUCUGAAAGUUACUAAGCUCUUGGAAGGGAAUGAAUAUAUUUUCCGAAUAAUGGCUGUCAACAAGUAUGGUAUUGGCGAACCUCUGGAGUCUGCGCCAGUACUCAUGAAAAAUCCAUUUGUGCUUCCUGGACCACCAAAGAGCUUAGAAGUCACAAACAUUGCCAAAGACUCUAUGACGGUCUGCUGGAAUCGGCCAGACAGUGAUGGCGGAAGUGAGAUUAUUGGUUACAUCGUGGAGAAGAGAGACAGGAGUGGCAUUCGCUGGAUAAAGUGCAACAAACGCCGCAUUACAGAUUUGCGGCUCAGGGUAACGGGAUUAACGGAAGAUCAUGAAUAUGAAUUCAGAGUCUCCGCAGAAAAUGCUGCGGGAGUUGGAGAGCCGAGCCCAGCUACUGUUUACUACAAGGCUUGUGAUCCCGUGUUCAAACCUGGCCCGCCCACCAAUGCACAUGUUGUAGACACCACCAAAAACUCAAUCACUCUUGCCUGGAGCAAACCUAUCUAUGAUGGCGGCAGUGAGAUCCUGGGCUACAUCGUCGAAGUCUGCAAAGCAGACGAAGAAGAAUGGCAAAUAGUUACUCCACAGACUGGCCUGAGAGUCACUCGAUUCGAAAUUUCCAAACUCACUGAACACCAAGAAUAUAAAAUACGAGUCUGUGCCCUCAACAAAGUUGGUUUAGGCGAGGCCGCCUCCGUUCCUGGUACUGUGAAACCGGAAGAUAAACUUGAAGCUCCUGAACUGGACCUCGACUCUGAGUUAAGAAAAGGCAUCAUUGUGAGAGCCGGAGGAUCUGCCAGAAUCCACAUCCCAUUCAAAGGCCGGCCCACACCUGAGAUCACGUGGUCUAAGGAGGAAGGGGAAUUCACAGAUAAGGUCCAGAUUGAGAAGGGCAUGAACUUUACCCAGCUCUCAAUAGACAACUGCGAUAGAAACGACGCUGGGAAGUACGUUCUCAAGCUGGAGAACAGCAGCGGGUCCAAGUCGGCUUUUGUGACCGUGAAAGUCCUUGACACCCCAGGACCCCCGCAGAAUUUAGCUGUCAAAGAAGUGAGAAAAGACUCUGUCCUUCUGGUAUGGGAACCACCUCUCAUUGACGGUGGGGCAAAGGUCAAGAACUAUGUAAUCGACAAGCGCGAGUCAACCCGAAAGGCCUAUGCCAAUGUGAGCAGUAAAUGCAGUAAAACCAGCUUUAAAGUUGAGAAUCUGACCGAGGGAGCCAUCUACUACUUCAGAGUCAUGGCUGAGAACGAAUUCGGAGUUGGGGUCCCCGCGGAAACCUCUGAUGCCGUGAAGGCUUCUGAACCUCCUUCCCCGCCAGGAAAGGUGACGCUCACCGACGUGUCCCAGACCAGUGCAUCACUCAUGUGGGAGAAGCCCGAACAUGACGGCGGUAGCAGAAUCCUGGGGUACGUGGUUGAAAUGCAGCCCAAAGGAACGGAAAAAUGGAGCGUAGUGGCUGAAUCCAAAGUCUGUAACGCGGUCGUUACUGGUCUGAGCUCGGGACAAGAAUAUCAGUUCCGCGUCAAAGCUUACAACGAGAAAGGGAAGAGUGAUCCAAGGGUGCUCGGCGUCCCUGUCAUCGCCAAGGACUUGACUAUACAGCCCAGUUUUAAGCUGCCAUUUAAUACAUACAGUGUCCAAGCAGGAGAGGAUCUGAAAAUAGAAAUUCCAGUUAUAGGCCGACCAAGACCGAAAAUUUCUUGGGUCAAGGAUGGUGAGCCUCUGAAACAGACCACAAGAGUAAACGUGGAAGACACAGCUACUUCGACCAUUCUACACAUCAAGGAAAGUAGCAAGGACGACUUCGGAAAAUACAGCGUCACCGCGACUAACAGUGCGGGCACAGCCACAGAAAACCUCAGCAUCAUCGUUUUGGAAAAGCCUGGCCCUCCAGUUGGACCAGUGAAGUUUGACGAAGUCAGUGCAGACUUUGUGGUCAUAUCUUGGGAACCUCCAGCCUAUACUGGCGGGUGCCAGAUAAGCAACUACAUCGUCGAGAAGCGAGAGACCACCACCACCACCUGGCAGAUGGUCUCGGCAACGGUUGCCAGAACCACCAUUAAAAUUGGCAAACUGAAAACAGGCAGUGAAUACCAGUUUAGGAUUUUUGCUGAGAACCGGUAUGGGAAAAGCACUCCCUUGGACUCGAAGCCAGUUGUGGUACAGUAUCCAUUUAAAGAACCUGGACCACCUGGAACCCCCUUUGUGACAUCUGUCUCCAAAGACCAGAUGCUUGUGCAAUGGCACGAGCCAGUUAAUGACGGAGGCAGCAAAGUUAUUGGCUACCAUCUUGAGCAGAAGGAGAAGAACAGCAUUCUGUGGGUCAAGCUCAAUAAGAUCCCCAUCCAGGAUACCAAGUUCAAAACAACUGGGCUUGAUGAGGGGCUUGAGUAUGAGUUCAGAGUCUCCGCGGAGAACAUCGUGGGCAUUGGCAAGCCUAGCAAAGUGUCAGAGUGCUAUGUUGCGCGUGACCCAUGUGACCCACCCGGCCGUCCCGAAGCCAUCGUUAUCACGAGAAAUAGCGUCACCCUGAAAUGGAAGAAACCUGCUUAUGACGGUGGCAGCAAGAUAACCGGCUAUGUCGUAGAAAAGAAAGACCUCCCUGAUGGCCGAUGGAUGAAAGCCAGCUUCACCAAUGUGGUGGAGACCGAAUUCGCAGUGACUGGGCUCGUAGAAGACCAAAGAUAUGAAUUUAGAGUAAUCGCAAGAAACGCGGCUGGCAACUUCAGCGAGCCCUCUGAGAGCAGUGGUGCUAUCACUGCAAGGGAUGAAAUCGAUGCACCAAAUGCCUCACUGGAUCCAAAGUACAGAGAUGUCAUCGUUGUGCAUGCAGGGGAGACCUUUGUUCUCGAAGCUGAUAUCCGUGGCAAACCUAUCCCUGAUAUCGUUUGGUCCAAGGAUGGGAAUGAACUUGAAGAAACAGCUGCUCGAAUGGAAAUUAAAUCUAGUCUCCAGAAAACAACUCUCAUUGUGAAAGACUGCAUCCGUACUGAUGGAGGGCAGUAUACCUUGAAACUCAGCAACGUCGGUGGCACCAAGACCAUACCUAUCACUGUAAAGGUGCUGGACAGGCCAGGGCCUCCUGAAGGACCCCUUAAAGUCACUGGAGUUACAGCCGAAAAGUGUUACCUGGCAUGGAGCCCACCUUUGCAAGAUGGUGGUGCUAGUAUUUCUCAUUACAUCAUCGAAAAGAGAGAAACAAGCAGACUCUCCUGGACCCAGGUUUCAACUGAGGUGCAGGCCCUUAACUACAAAGUCACCAAGUUACUUCCUGGGAACGAGUACAUUUUCCGGGUCAUGGCAGUGAAUAAGUAUGGAAUCGGAGAGCCCCUGGAAUCUGAGCCUGUGAUAGCCUGUAAUCCUUAUAAGCGUCCAGGCCCUCCUUCAACACCUGAGGCCUCAGCCAUCACCAAAGAUUCCAUGGUGCUGACGUGGACACGCCCAGUGGAUGAUGGAGGUGCUGAGAUUGAGGGGUACAUUCUCGAAAAGCGAGACAAGGAAGGAAUAAGAUGGACCAAGUGUAACAAGAAAACAUUGACAGACCUUCGGUUCAGGGUAACUGGCCUCACAGAAGGUCAUUCCUAUGAAUUCAGAGUCGCCGCUGAGAAUGCCGCCGGCAUUGGGGAACCCAGCGAGCCAUCUGUUUUCUACCGGGCAUGCGAUGCCUUGUAUCCACCGGGUCCACCAAGUAACCCCAAAGUGACAGAUACUUCUAGAUCUUCUGUCUCCUUAGCAUGGAAUAAGCCAAUUUAUGAUGGCGGUGCACCUGUUCGAGGCUAUGUUAUCGAGCUCAAAGAAGCUGCCGCUGAUGAAUGGACAACCUGCACGCCACCAUCAGGACUACAAGGGAAGCAGUUCACGGUGACCAAGCUUAAAGAGAAUACUGAGUACAAUUUCCGUAUCUGUGCUUUCAAUACUGAAGGUGUAGGCGAACCCGCAACCAUCCCCGGCUCUGUUGUUGCUCAGGAGAGGGCAGAGCCCCCAGAAAUCGAACUCGACGCUGAUCUCAGGAAGGUGGUCACUCUCCGGGCAAGCGCCACCUUGCGCUUAUUUGUCACUAUCAAAGGUCGGCCAGAACCUGAAGUCAGAUGGGAAAAGGCUGAUGGUAUUCUCACGGAGAGGGCCCAGAUCGAGGUGACUAGUUCGUAUACAAUGCUGGUGAUUGACAAUGUGACCAGAUUUGACAGCGGGAGAUACAACCUCACCCUGGAAAACAACAGCGGCUCCAAAACAGCCUUUGUCAAUGUUAGAGUUCUUGACUCACCAAGUGCACCCGUGAAUCUGACUGUGAGAGAAGUAAAGAAAGACUCGGUGACACUGUCCUGGGAGCCACCGCUUAUUGACGGCGGAGCCAAGAUUACAAAUUAUAUCGUUGAGAAACGAGAAACUACAAGAAAAGCUUAUGCGACUAUUACAAACAACUGCACUAAGAACACUUUCAAAAUUGAGAAUCUACAAGAAGGGUGCUCUUAUUACUUCCGAGUCCUGGCUUCCAAUGAAUAUGGGAUUGGAUUACCAGCCGAAAUAGCAGAACCUAUAAAAGUAUCUGAACCACCACUCCCCCCUGGAAGGGUGACCCUUGUCGAUGUGACCCGCAACACAGCUACAAUUAAGUGGGAGAAACCAGAAAGCGAUGGUGGCAGCAAAAUCACGGGCUAUGUCGUCGAGAUGCAGACAAAGGGCAGUGAGAAGUGGAGCACAUGCACGCAAGUGAAGACGCUAGAAGCAACCAUUUCUGGCCUGACUGCGGGAGAAGAGUACGUCUUCAGGGUAGCCGCGGUUAAUGAGAAAGGAAGGAGCGACCCGAGACAGCUCGGAGUGCCUGUCAUUGCGAAAGAUAUUGAAAUAAAGCCUUCGGUUGAGCUUCCUUUCAAUACUUUCAACGUUAAGGCUAAGGACCAACUCAAAAUUGACAUACCAUUUAAAGGAAGACCUCAAGCUACUGUAACCUGGAAAAAAGAUGGCCAGGUUCUUAGAGAGACCACUAGAGUCAAUGUAUCGUCCUCAAAGACGGUAACAACCCUUUCUAUUAAAGAAGCCUCAAGAGAAGAUGUUGGAACUUACGAACUGUGUGUUUCCAAUUCUGCUGGAUCCAUAACGGUUCCAAUUACUGUCAUUGUCCUUGACAAGCCAGGACCUCCAGGACCCAUACGCAUUGAUGAAGUUAGUUGUGACAAUGUGUCCAUUUCUUGGAAUCCUCCAGAAUAUGAUGGUGGCUGCCAAAUUAGCAACUACAUUGUUGAGAAGAGGGAAACCACGUCUACCACAUGGCAGGUAGUUUCACAAGCGGUGGCGAGAACAUCCAUCAAAAUAGUCCGCUUGACAACAGGAAGUGAGUAUCAGUUCCGUGUUUGUGCAGAGAAUCGGUAUGGAAAGAGUUCCUACAGCGAAUCCUCCGCGGUGGUUGCUGAGUAUCCAUUCAGCCCCCCAGGGCCUCCUGGCACUCCCAAAGUUGUGCAUGCCACGAAAUCUACCAUGAUCGUAACUUGGCAGGUGCCAGUUAACGACGGAGGAAGCCAAGUCAUUGGCUAUCACCUUGAAUACAAAGAAAGAAGCAGCAUUCUCUGGUCAAAGGCAAACAAAGUCCUCAUUUCAGAUACGCAGAUGAAAGUCUCCGGUCUUGAUGAGGGGCUGAUGUAUGAGUACCGGGUAUACGCUGAGAAUAUUGCUGGCAUUGGUAAAUGCAGUAAAGCAUGUGAACCAGUCCCUGCAAGGGAUCCCUGUGACCCUCCGGGGCAACCUGAGGUCACCAAUAUCACAAGAAAAUCGGUAUCACUUAAGUGGGCGAAACCACGUUACGAUGGUGGAGCUAAGAUCACCGGAUACAUUGUCGAGCGCAGGGAAUUGCCUGAUGGCAGGUGGCUCAAAUGCAAUUUCACUAAUGUGCAGGAGACGUACUUUGAAGUAACUGAGCUCACUGAAGACCAGCGUUAUGAAUUCCGAGUUUUUGCAAGAAACGCCGCUGACUCGGUUAGCGAACCAUCCGAAUCCACUGGACCUAUUACAGUCAAAGACGACGUCGAGGCACCAAGAAUUAUGAUGGAUGUCAAAUUCCGAGACGUCAUUGUUGUCAAAGCUGGAGAGGUCCUUAAGAUAAAUGCAGACAUUGCAGGACGACCACUGCCAGUCAUUUCCUGGGCCAAGGAUGGGGUAGAAAUUGAAGAAAGGGCAAAAACAGAAAUUGUCUCAACAGACUAUCAUACCACGUUAACAGUUAAAGACUGUGUGAGACGAGACACUGGGCAGUACGUGCUUACACUGAAGAACGUUGCAGGAACUCGGACUAUGGCGGUUAACUGUAAAGUGCUGGAUAAGCCUGGCCCACCAGCAGGACCUCUUGAAAUAACUGGCCUCACAGCGGAGAAGUGCUCCCUUUCCUGGGGACGUCCCCAAGAAGACGGUGGUGCUGAUAUCGACUAUUACAUUGUAGAAAAGCGUGAAACAAGCCGCCUCGCGUGGACAAUAUGUGAAGCCGAGUUGAGGACGACAUCUUGUAAGGUGACCAAGCUACUCAAAGGCAAUGAAUACAUCUUUAGAGUAACGGGUGUUAAUAAAUAUGGUGUCGGCGAGCCCCUAGAGAGCGUGCCUGUGAAGGCACUAGAUCCGUUCACCGUUCCUAGUCCACCCACAUCUUUGGAAAUUACAUCUGUGACCAAAGAUUCCAUGACACUUUGCUGGUCAAGACCUGAGACUGACGGAGGCAGUGACAUCUCUGGAUACAUAAUUGAAAGACGUGAGAAAAACAGCCUACGGUGGGUGCGUGUGAAUAAAAAACCAGUCUACGAUCUGAGAGUGAAGUCAACAGGACUCCGGGAAGGAUGUGAAUACGAGUAUCGGGUUUUCGCCGAAAACGCUGCCGGCCUGAGUCUUCCAAGUGAAACGUCUCCCUUAGUUCGAGCGGAAGAUCCCGUGUUCCUGCCAUCUCCUCCAUCCAAACCCAAAAUUGUAGACUCGGGCAAAACAACCAUCACCAUUGGUUGGGUGAAGCCUCUGUUUGAUGGUGGGGCGCCAAUAACGGGAUACACGGUAGAAUACAAAAGGUCUGACGAGGAUGACUGGAAGGCUGCCAUCCAGAGCUUCAGAGGCACAGAAUACACACUGAGUGGGCUAACCACUGGAGCUGAGUACAUCUUCAGAGUGAGGUCUGUCAAUAAGGUCGGUGCCAGUGACCCCAGUGACAGCUCCGACCCCCAGGUAGCCAAAGAAAGAGAAGAAGAACCUGUAUUUGAUGUCGACAGUGAAAUGAGGAAGACUUUGGUUGUCAAGGCCGGAUCCUCAUUUACCAUGACUGUACCUUUCAGAGGAAGACCCAUCCCCAACGUCUCCUGGAGUAAGCCUGACACUGACCUCCGCACAAGAGCAUACAUUGACUCCACAGAAUCUCGUACAUCACUCACCAUUGAGAAUGCCACCCGCAACGAUUCUGGAAAGUACACGCUAACAAUUCAGAAUGUUUUGAGUGCUGCUUCGAUGACCUUCGUUGUCAAAGUUUUAGAUUCCCCAGGACCUCCAGCCAAUGUUACUGUACGUGAAGUAACCAAGGAGACUGCUGUGCUGUCCUGGGAUGUUCCUGAAAAUGAUGGUGGAGCACCCGUGAAGAAUUACCACAUAGAAAAACGAGAGGCCAGCAAGAAGGCAUGGGGUAUCUGUCACUAA